Cinara cedri is the source of this 69214-nucleotide messenger RNA. Lineage: Eukaryota; Metazoa; Arthropoda; Insecta; Hemiptera; Aphididae. The record is from the annotation of a GenBank genome assembly.
AGACGCGUCGCCGUCGUCGCCGCCGGACGACAAUAAAACGCCUAUCGCAAAACGUGGCCCCCUUUUUUUUUUUUUUUCCUCCAUUUUCCUCCCCGUUGUCGCGUCGUCCCGUCCGUCUGUUUUUCGCGCACAGGCCCACGGCCGCCGGGGGCCCGCCGAACCUUCUUGUGCGUGUGACCGUAUCGUAUUGUUAUUAUAAACCCACUACAGGCGGUGGUACAUGUGCUCGCGGUCCGAGCGGCGCUACACAACUCGAACAACGUCAGCAGCGUCCGCAGCAGCCGUCGUCGUGGGCCGUCACGACACCGCCGCCGGGAUUCUUCGGGUCGAGUGAGUGAAAUAUACCGCGGGGUGGGGGCGAAUCGGCCGUAGACAGUCCGGUAUAGGUACGCCGCACACGGACAGUUCGGACAACGCAUGAUAACGAUAAUAAUAAUAAUAAUAAUAUAUUGACAUUGUCGUUACCGCGGUCAUAAAUUGUUCGGAAACGUUCCGCAAACUGUACGCGAAUACCCACUAUACGUACCCGACCUACACGUUACGGUGUGUUCCGUGUUUUACGCGCCUCGAUGCGGACACGAUCGCCGGGGUCCGCCACGAAAUCCCGCAAACUCGGGACGAGAAUAUUGUACGCGGAGCUCCCGAACACGAUGUCAUCUCGGCAUCGUGCCGUUUUCAAUUCUAAAAAAAAAAACGUUUCGAAAUUAGUCCUAACGACCCCUCUCCGUGUACCCAAUAUCUAUUUAUUUAGCUUCUUUUUCUUUUUUUUACAAAAUGUUUGUCCGCAACGAUCUUCUUUCCAAAAUCUACAUCUUGUUUAUUUAACUGUAAGUUAUGUCGUAUAACUCUGUAUAUAUAUAUAUUUAUAGAGUAUGCUUACUUACCGUUUAAUUUCCUAAGUUUUUAGACGGUUUGAACCCUUCUUUACUGAACACGUGUCCAAGGUGUCCAGCUGACAUGCUGUGGUUGUUUUCCCUAGUCUUCUUAUUGUAUCCAAAAGUUAAAGAUGCGUUCGAAUUUAAGUUUUCCCUUUCCAUAUCUCGGCCACGGGUAUGGCUGCGUCUGUUUCUGUAAUGGUGUUUUCGUAGGAGCAUGCCACUAAAUUCUGAGCACAUAUCAGUACGUGUUCUGUCGUAUCUUCCUACCCACAUUCACAGUCCACUGGUCCAUCGAUAUAUCUCCAUUUUUCAAGGUCGAUUUUUGUUCUGGCAACUCCUGUUCUGAGUAGGUUUAAGGUUCUCCAUACUGCCAAUUUUUGGCUUUUUCCUGGCAAUUUCAUUCAAAUAAUGUUCAUGUACAAAAUUAAUCACCAACAACUUUAUGUUUUUUUUUUUUUAAACAUGACUGUUUUUGGAAACAUAUUUACCAUAUUUACCAUAUUUACCAAACAUCUUUACUUAACAAGUAAAGAUCAUCAGAUGGGUGAUUUUUAAACAAAUCUAUAAAUGCAUAACGUUUUUUGUAUGUCAUAUUAAUAAUUGUCCACAUCAUGUAACAAAGUUUGUUUCAAAAAACAUAAAAAAUCCAAUUUAAAUAUCUUCGCUGAUAGCUAAUUUUUUUUAAAAAACACCUCAAUUUCACUAUACCUUUGUCUGAAAUUUUUAAUCUAAUGAUUGAUUCUCAAUAAUGUCUAUAAUCGUGAGUCUCUUGACGAUUUUUUCUUUCUACCAUUUCAUCCAAGUCUAUCCCUAUCAACCCUCCGUGUCUGAAACUAUAAACAUUAUUUUUAACUUUUUAUGUUUUCACGAAGAUCUUUUUUUAAAAACUACUUUAUUAGUGACCCUAUUGUUCUAACUAAUGUUAUGCACACGUCUGUAGUAAGACGUUUCAAACGCUUUUAAUGUUUUUUUCUUAUCUUCUGUUCCAAUAGUCCACGUUUCAUAUCCAUGUAGCAUAAUGCUCCAGAUAUACGUAUUUAGUAGAUUUUUCCUAAUAAUACGUAGAAUAAAGAUUAAUAUUUGUUGAUGUGAAGAUACUUUUUGUUUUUGGUUAAAUGCUACUUUGGCCUGACAUAUUCUCCUAAUUAUUUCGUUUUUACAUCUUCCAUCAGAGUUUAUAGUGCUUUCCAAAUAUUUGAAGUUAUCCACCUGCUCCACCAUCUUAUUUCCUUUCAGUUUUACGGAUUUUAUUACGCCCUCCCUGCUACAAACAAGAAGUUUUAUCUUAUUUGCGUUCAUUUUGAUGUUAAGUUCACUUAGUUCACUCGUAGUCCAACUCCUGAUCAUUCUCAGUUACAAUUGCUAUAUACCUUCAAUAAAUGUACUACACCAAAAGCUACCUAAAAUGAUUUGGUACACUAGUGCAACACUCUUGCAAUAUCACACUACUGGCACGCAUUUACUACCUGCAGAUCCGUACUUAGGGGGAUGCGAAGGGUGCACAAGCACCGGGUGCUACGACCACGAGAGUGACUAACAGAGACCUUCAGAGAGGUGCCAAUAAAAAUUUUAAAAGAUUAUGAUGACUUUUUUUUUGGGAGGGGGGGAAAUUUUCCUAGCACUGAGCGCUGAUUUUGCUAUAGGCACGGCACUGACUACCUAUAAUACUAACUAUCUAUGAGUCAACCGCUUUUACUCAAUAAUAUGCCACUCGUCCCUCUUAUCUCUGAACGGCUUUCAAUACGCAGAUUGAAAGUUAUUGUAAACAAAUUAUUAUUUAUUAUUGUCCAUGUGCGUUGAAUAUACGUAGGCACAGUGCUAAACAACCCCUUUUAUGGGCCUGUCAAGUUUUAGGAGUUUAACCCCCUUCUACCGCAUCCCCAAAAAUAUGAACAGAUCUUUUUUAAAAAUGAAAUGAUAUAUCGCUGUACGAUAUAUUAACAUACAGUUUACACGUACAGCGUAUUUGUAAAGCUAAAUUAUUCUUUACCCGCACGAGCUUGUCACAAGAUUAAAAUGUAUACUUCUCAUAAAAUGUGAUAUAAAAAAAAUUGAUAAAAGUAUACGAAAAUUAAACUAAUACGAGUAUGAUUUUGCAAAGCCCACCCAGUACAACUUAUAACUCAUCGAACCUAAAAUAAGUUUGGUUUAAGUGUAAUGGAUAUAUCUAGUAGUAUACAGUAAGAAGUUGUAUUCCUAUUAUUAUGUACUAAUAUACGUGACGGUAAUUUUCGAUUCGUUUUUCAAAUCCAUCUCUUGUUUCAUUCGAUUAAUCAAGUUUAGUUUCGCGAAUAAAACUUCAAUCGAAUAAUAUUAUGUAAACGAUCGACCACUGUUUGUAUCAUAUUAACAUUUUAAUCAUAUUUAUGUAUGUAUUACUUUUACUUACAUUUACUUAAACAUUUUUCUUUUAUCAACGUUACUUAUUUAACCAAUUGAAAAUUGUUUGAUUUUCACAUAAGUAAGUACUUACAAUAGAUGUACUACGCUAUAAGCUACGUUCGAAAAUCUAGAGUAGACUCGUCGUAGAGUAGAGUAUUAUAGCCAUAUUAUUAAUGAGUAUUCGAGUUAACAUUACGGUUUAAGAUUAGGUUAACAUUUAAAAUAAAUGAUAAUAACUAUUGAUAAUCAUACGACACGUCUAUAAUUUAAAAUUUCAAUAUUAGUAAAUAAAUUCAGAACUUUAAUAUAAAGAUCGUCUUUUAUGUAGGCUAUAUGGUUAUUGGUUAGAUGAAACUUUACCAUAGUCCAUAUAAUUAUUAUUAUUGUAGUUAUUGUACCUGUAGUAAAAAUAACGUUAUAAAAAUCAUUCGCACUUCCGUAGCAAACUUUCCUUAAUCGGCUUACCCGCAGUGAAGAAAACAGAAAGCUUAAACAAAAGUGUCAUUCGUGUGAUCACACGAAAACUGUAAAACAUCUUUAAAAUGUUUCUAUAUUGCCUUUAUUUUUUGUUAGCCUUUCUGUAACUUCUGCCAUACUUUAAUUUUCAAAUUUUAAAACUCUAUAAAUAGAUUAGUUUUUAGUUUGAGCACAUUUUAGUGAUGACAUUUUCAAUUUCCUUAAACCCGUUGACGAGACAUAACACUUUUAAGUUUGUGAGUAGGGGAGAGUAAUGGAGUGUCAUUUGUGUAGUGGUGAUAAUGAGUGUUUUGUUUUAUAUUGAUCAUCACUCCGUAUAUAAAAGAAAAAACUGACUGGUGUAUACUUAUAAACGCAUAACCCGAUACGUUGGGUUUAGAGGCGUGUCGAAGUUUAUAUGGAGACAAAUUAAAAAUGCAUUUAAUAAUCCAAAAAUUUGUGUUAAGAAGUUAUCAAAUAACCAAUUAAACACGUGGAUUUUGGUGGAUUUUGAAAAUGCAUCCUCUAAAGGCUGGAAAAGGGUGUAGCUCUACAUGAUUGAUCGGAACGACGAUGUUAAAUUUUAAAAGAUUUAGGUUUUUGUAGAUGGAUGUAUAAACUGAAUGCCGUCGUGUAGAUUAGUAACUUUAGGGUAGUGUACAAGUACUGGAAAAUGAAAAUUAUUUCGUUUUUUAAGCUAAUAAAAAUAGUUUUAAGUAUCUGUUAUUAUUUCUGACUUUUUAAUGUAUUCACAUUUUAUCUACAUCAAUAACGUAAUUUACCUUUAAGUUUUAAGGUAUCCUGUAGAAAAAGUAUUAUAAGAGUCUACGUGGGCGAAAUAGUGGGUAAUAGCUAGUAAAUACUUACAUAUGUAUAUAUAAAAAAAAUAAUACUUAUAACAAAAAAAUCAUAAUUUCCGUCAAUUUUGUUUAUUUUCAAACAGCACGCAUUGUAUUUUCAAAGUUUUAUAUGUGAAAAUAAUUUGUGAAAGUACUUAUGUAUACAAUAUUUUAACGUAUUUUCAGUAUUUAUCUACAAUUUAAAACGCUUAUCUACACUAUUAAGACCUUUACUUUGACAAUUUUUUUAUCUUUUUGAUAAAUGUACUGCUACAAUAUACGCUAUAACUGUAACUCUCCUACUACAUCGAUAAUACCUAAUUAUUAUACUCCGAGCUUGAUUUUCAUUAUCAGUGUGCACCUUAUAUGACUUUCAAAAAUCAUCCCUCCCGUUAUCUUGUUCUUGAGCCGCUCUUGAGGUUAGAUCAGCGUUAAUAUUAAAAUAGUUUUUUUUUUUUAUCAAUAUGUUUAUAAUAGGUAGGUAAUUAUAUAAUGUAAAUAAUAAACAUAAUAUGCCGUAAUAAUUUUUGAAGAAUAUUUUGUUAUUUUACAUUUUAAAUUUUAUUUUCGAUAUUUUAUUUUUGAUUGUAUAUACAGAUAUACAAGAAAUAGAGGUAUACUGUCUUGUUUUCUUGUAAUUAAUUCAAUUUUGAAUGGUCAAUUUACUGUAGUAAUCCCAAGACAAUUAAUGGUAUAUUAUACCAUACUUAAAUUGAGAGGGGGGAUACAGCAGGACGGAUUUUCUCUUUUUUUUUUUUGUAUCCCUUUAUUAAUUAUUUCUGUUGGAGCGGAGAGAUCUCCGUUUUGGUACGUUUAUUUUUGAAAAUAAUCUUAUUUUCAAAGAAACAAGUCAUUGUAUAAUUGUUAACAUUUAAUAUUUACUAUCGUUCGAUCAUAAAUUAUUAUAAAUAUCAUAAAUAUAUUUUUUGUAUUGUAUUUUUGCCCUGUGUAAUACUAAUUAAUAAUCUAAGUAAAUUAACCAAAAUCUUUUUUAUUUUACGAAAAUAAGAACCAUCUGUAUAAAGUUAAUACUGCUCACGAGUAGUCAUCUAUUGUAGGUGAGUAGUUAGGAAGGCAGGUAAUAUAAAGUGAUUUAAUUUUAUAUUGAAAACAAUGGAAAAAAAUUGCAAUCAAAAAACCAUUCUGCAGACCGGAGCAGUAUUAGGGUUCGUGUUUUUCUCUUGUAUAUAGCCAGGGAAAACUCAACAAAAACCUGAUGUAUCGAAAUUUGUUGCCUGUUCUUUUUUUUUAAAUUUAAUAGAAAAACUGUCAGGAAUGAUGAUUUUAUUUAUCUGCAAUCACGAAAUCCUACGAUAAUUUUUUUUAUUCAAAUAUAUUACCGCCGGACAAAAAAUCCAUACCUUUUAAGAAUUAACAUGACAAUAUCGGAGCAUAUUUACUAAUCCAAAAAGUGUUUCGGAGAAAAAAAAAUUUAGUUAAACUAAUGCCUCUUUCACUUAAUUCAGGAACUACAAUAAAAUAUGUAAACAAAAACGUAGCCUGCAGGAAUGCUAUUAUUGGAGUGUGUUUGUGUUUGAAAAGUGGUGUAGGAAGUGUUGGGGCGAAACAUCCCACUAGUUAGCUUAAGUUCAACAAUUGCAAAGGACGCAAAUAUUUUUUUUUAAGCUUCAUAGUACCUCUUCUUUUAUUUUUCCGAUUCGAGCAAUGGUUGUAUACCAAUGCUAUUGCCAUUGUUUUAUUCUAAAAAUCCCUACAUAUAUAUGUCAUAGUAAAUAAUUUAUGAAUUGAAAACUUGAAUUCGCAAAAGAAACCAAAUCGUUAAAAUAAUACUAUGUUGCUAAAAAGGGAUAGUGUACAUAGUCCGAAAAAUUGAAAUAAUUUCAAUUUGAGAACAUUUUAACUCCUUUACACAUUUUCAUCUAUAAACUAGUCAAAAAAUGAAUUAUAUCGAUUGAAGAUUCUGAAGAUGGAUUGCGUAAUUUAAUUAUAAAACUAUAAUUUUAAUACUUAGUAAAAACAAUUCUAUUGGCAACAAAAUCACGAAUUAUUUAUAAUUUCCACUUAUUUUGUAACUUCUGACUGUUGCAUGCAUAGUAACUGUUGGUAUAGUAUUAGUUCUUACAAAAAAACCUAGUUUUCGUAAACAAUUUUUUAGGCAAACUUUCUGAAAAAAUAGCCAAACUGAUUAUUUUAUCUUUGUGACAUCGUUAGCAAUGAAUUUGAGUAAUAUUUUCCACAAUCGUGUUGUUUAUAUUUUUUUUCACGAUUAGGUAAGGUUUAAUAUACAUUGAAACAUUGUUUUUGUAAUAUUUAUUUAUAUCUACAUAAAAUAUGUAAAUCGUAGUAACUAACUGAUUCAAUAUAUUAUAAUGUAAUAGAUUAAUUUAUAUUUUUAUGAACGUUUUAAUAUUUUAUACUAAAUCUAUACGGUUACCUAUAUAACUAAAUAUAUUAUUUGAACAUUAUUAUAAUAAUGAGUGAUAAAAAAAAAAAUUAAUCUGAUUAUCUUAUCUCUCACCUAGGGUUCUAUUUGUAAUUUGUAACAAUUUACCAAAAUCCACACAUUUUUACAUAAACAAACAAUAAAGAAAUACAGUUGUGUACUUACUGUAGAUAGACAAUAUACUUAUAUUUAAAGUAAUAAUGAAUUGAUAGUAAAGUCGCGUUAUACGCUGAUAUCCGCAAGAUGAAAAAUAUAUAUGUGGAAUUAAAACCAAAUCUUAAAAUUUGUUAUCAUAUUUCCGACAUUUUUUACAAACUUCAAAGCCCCUAAGCAUGGUAGUUUAACAAUGUGUCCAGAUUGUUUUGUUUUGGUGAUUGGAUACCGACAUUUUCUCUCUUAAUCUAACAAUAAGUAUUUCAAUACGCACUACGCAGCAAUGGCAUUUAAAGCAAUAGGAUUAGCUCAAUCGAUGUAGUAAAGCAAUAACUGUACGGUAAAAUUGUAAAAAUUCAAACCAGUUUCGAUUUAUAUAAUAUUAGUAUAAUCAAUUCAAACAUUAGAUAAAUUGUAUUAUAUUGUUAUAUACGUACAAAUCUAGUGGGAGUGAGGGUAAUGUAUUAUACAGAUACUUAAUUUAUUGUUUACACAUGCAAAUUUUUUUUUUAUAAAAUAUCACACAGAAAAAGUUGAAUACAAUAAUUGAAUCCAAGAUUUUUGCAAUAAAAAUAAAUUACCUCUCGUAUUAUCUUUUUAUUGAUUAAAUUAUUUCCAAAUUAAAAUAUUCUAACAGCGUAUUUUAAACAUUUCUACAUUUUAUUUUAUUUAUUUUUUUAUGUACUGGUAUAUAAUAUAACUACAUUUUUUUUUACAGGUUUUAAUAUAUAAUAAUAUUGUUGUACACUAACUAUAAUCAUUUAAUAUAUAAACGGUUAAUAAUAAUAAUAAAAAAAAAAAAUCCAACACUUAAAAGUUCCAAACGAGAUGUAAUAUUUCAUAUGCGUAAAGUGUUUCGAGAGUCUCUUGAAUUUUGAAUAAACCACAUAAAAAUAUGCUGACGAUUCAACAAUUUUGAGGCACCCAUAUAAUAUUUAUACACAUAUAUUAUGUUUUGUUAUUAAAAUUAUAUUUUAUCAAUUCCGAAUGAGAUUUUAUUCCAUUUUCUUAAAAAACAUAUCAAAGUUUAAUCAAAUUGUUUUAAAUUAAAUUAGGUACCUAAUAAUUUGCCUCGUAUACUUACUUGUUAAACUAUUAUAUACGCAUCAUAGGUAAAAAGUUUUCAAAAUAAAUCGUUGGGUGCUCUAGAAAAAGAGCUUAUAUUUCUUCAAAAAGGUUACUUUAUUGAAUUUUUAACUUUUUUAAAAUUAAUUUUUUUUUUCCAAGAAAAUUGGUAAUUAUUGUUAGGGUUUGAAAGUUAUAGGAGAUAAAUUUGACAAAUUAUAUAUGCGUAAUAUAUAAUAUAUAUAUAUAUAACAAUAAAUUGUUUAAACAAUGAGGUAUCGUUUACAUAUAGAUAUUUGAAAAUUUAAGCAAACUAAAAUGUAAAUAUAAACAAAUUAUCAUAUUUAAAUAUUUAAAUUUCAUAUAAGUGAAGAAUAACAGAAUAACCAAAAUAACAGGUCAUGUGAAUAUGCGCACAAAAAAUCGGAAAUAUGCAAACAAUUUAAUAUGUAAAAGAAUAAUACGAAUUUAAAAAAAAAAAAAAAAUAUAUAUAUAUAUUUUUGGUAUUAUUGGAUAUUACCUAUGUACGAUGACAAUAAAUACAUUAAAUAAUAUUUAAUAUGAAGUAAAUAGGUUAAAAAAGAAAAUAUCAAUUUGUUUUAAAAACAAAUAUUAAAUAUGCAUAAUAUGCGUAUGAUAAUCAAUCAAAAUCGAUGAAAUAUACACAUUUUCUCUAAAACUGACAAAAUAUGUAUUUCAAAUGUUCGAUUUUUAAACUUUCCAUUGUAUAGCUUCGUCUGCUACAAACCGAGAGCAUACAGGACAAUACGUAACUCCUAUAUAACUUCCGAGUCCAAUAGUCAUUACGUAUUAUUAUGAAUUGAUCCCGGUUUGUAUGGGGUGCUCGAGUAUCAUCCGUCUACAUGGCGUCUAUGAUACACGUUAUAUUAUUAUAUAUGGUCAUUGAUCGUACAAAAAUAAUUAUAAAAAUAAAAUAACACUUGUUACGUAAAUAAUAAUUAUUUAUAAAUGUAUUUUUCUUUUUCAGAAAUAAUUUUGUAGGCUAUGCUCCAAAUAGUUUCGUGCUACGACCAAUAUGGCUGAAAACUGUGAUUCGGACUCUGAGAGCGACAAUGAAGAGGAGGAAGAACUCCAAUUGAUAAGACCGUAUUGUUGUUAUUUAUCAAGGCUGUUGUGUUCAACACGCUUUGGCCUGAUAUUAUUAUAAUUCGCAUCAUGGAUCUCAGUGGAUACGUACUCAUACUCAAAGAAACUGAAGACAAUAAAGCCAAGCUUUUAGGUAAAUAUUGGAAAUCCGGUUUAUUAUUUUUGUAGGUAAUGUACGUAGGUAAGAACACGUAUCCCGUACACGUAUCCGCGAGGUAUCCUCAGGGUAGGUAUGUGUUUCGAGAGAAAAGCAAACAAGUAUUACCUAAUAAAAAAAAAACACUGAUAUAAAAUAGAUAUUUCGACACGUUCAAAAUCUAAUAAUAGUCUCGGUUGUCUUUGACUGUUUAAAUUUAUAAUAUAAUUGAAUACUAUAAUUUGUGAAACGUUCUAAAGCUAUGCGAAUGAUAUACGAUACCCGUAUGCUUAGUUGGUUUAUAUAAUAUGUUAAUGAGAUAUACUAAAAGUGUAUAAAGUAUAAUAAUAUUAUGCAAUAUACUCGUAUCUUAACUGAAAUUAAAAACAAAUAUAAUAAAAUAAAACUGCUCACUGCCUACAUGAUAUUUAAUAAUAAUUAAGAAUUAAUUAAUAUCUUAAACAUUAUUCGAUUCGAUAUUUUAUUUAUAUAAACCACUGUUGAGUAAUAAUUAUUCUUUUCGAUGUAAAAAAUGUAUUAAAAUAUAAUAAUAUGUCAUGCUACGGUUUCUGAACUAAACUUUUGUUGGUUAAUAGGUUCAAAAGUCGACCGCGCAGACUUCGAAACCGGCGAUGAAAUAUUUGCAAUCAAUGGGCAGCAAAUUGCAGAAAUGACUCGUGACGAUUUACUAUCUUAUUUAUAUCAGGCGAGUUAUAUGCAUAACAAAACAAAAAAACUAUUAUGAUUUAAAAAGUUAAACUAAAUAAUAAUACUGUUAACAGUGCAUUGUUACGAGGACCAUCUGCAUGAAUUUGAAACCUCGAGUUAAAAAGGGUAAGUGAAUUAAUAUUAAAUUAAUACAUUAUUAUAUGCUUAUAAGACAGUUAUAAAUUAUAAUAUUCAUCCAUGUAGACAUAUUUGGGUGAUCGGGAUUAGGUCUAUUAAAUAUUUCCGUUUGUCUAAGAUAAUAUUAAUUGCAGGCACUGUUUCUAAUAAGACAUACAAAUUUAUUUGAUUCGAAUAUCAUACAAAUUAUUAAAGAAAUAUAAUUAUAUAAUAUCAUGGGCCAAACCACAAUAUCACGUAGCUCAGUUUUUCAUGGAAAAUCGAGUUACGUGGUAUUGCGGUUUAGCCUACGAUAUUUUAAGUAUUGGUGGACAGAGACGUACAGCCCUUCUGAUCACUCUACGAUUUAUUAAUUCAAAAUGCCAAAGCAAUAUUUCUUUACUCCCCGUUUUAAAUUGGUAAACCUUCGUGGGAUAUUAAUAUUAUCCAGUAUGAUAUGAUGCAAUAAUGCAAUAUAAACAAUGGGUUGUAUCUUUGAAACUUCUGAAUACUUUUUCAAUAUUAAUAACUCGUAUAUAUUUAUAUCAACCCUUUAAAAUGUAUCACUUUUAUCGCGCGAAAUACUCCUUCUUAUUCUCCCUGACACCAGAAUUCUUCAAGAGUUUUAUAGCCGCCAACAUCACUUCCGUUGGAAAUUAUUAACAUUCUAAAAUGAGAAGUUAUUAUUUUUAUUAAUAGAAUAAUAUACUUUCACUCUCGUACGGUAAUAUUCGCUAUAAUUUCUGUAAAAGUCUAAGAGCAAGUGUAAAAAAAAUUAAAUAACUCUCUCGCCUCUCUAUACUCAUCAUCGUGGUAUUUUUAUGAGAAUUUCUACAUCGUCUGUGGUCGACGACUGUCGUUUCUAGUCGGUUAGCGACCUCGAGUGAUCACAACAGGUACGCCAGGUAACACCAAUAACAGGUCUAUGUUUUAGUCUACCUAGUUACACCCAGUGUUUUUUACUUGUACCGCUAACGUUUCGGAGUUCGCGUUUUUAUCGGGAUCUCGUAGGUAUUGUUAGUGUAUAGUGAUUGUGUUAAAUUGUUUUUUUUUUUUUUUUUUUUUUUUUGGUUAUAUGUGUAGACUUUUGGAUUGAAUAUAUCAUGUAAAGUAAGUACUGAGUACAUAAUUGUCAUUAUUUUGUAUGUAAUAUUAAAUGUAAGAACACUUUAUUUAUGUGUCCCAUAGUUAUUAAAGAACUCCCAAGUUUCGUUAUCAUAUUUCGUAUACUAAUUAAAAAUGUACAUAUACAUAAAAGGAAGGCACUUGAGAAAUAAUUUCGUUGCUCGGAGAUAACAUAAAAAAAAUGUAUCCUAUUUUAAUAAUCGCCACUAGAUCUUUUUAUUUUUUAAUUUAAAGUAAUAAUUAUAAGUACAUUUUAUUUUGAAUCAUGUAAAUAUUAUCGGAAGAAGAUUUUAAAAAAUGUAUAGUAAUAAAAUAUGUAUAUAUUAUAUUUGAACAAAUUGUAUUAUUCAUUUUAAGCCGUACAUUUUAAGGAAUUAAUAGAGUUUAUCCACUUGUAUCAUAAAUUUAGUAAUGUUUGUUUGUAUUGUAAAUUUAAAAUUAUCCUAUGUAUUCAAAUAUUGAUUAGAAUGCUGUAUCUUACAGCAACCUGCUUGGUGGGCAGCUGAUUUUAAAUAAAAUUUGUUCCUCCCUCUCUAAUUUAUUUUAUACGUUAGUUUAUUAUUUUAAUACUAAUCAAAUUAACGUAAAACUAUUGAAUAAAUACGUCGAAUUUGAGCAAUUUCUAACAAUAAUUGCCUAUUAAAGUCAAAAAUUAAUAAAAUGUACUUAAUUUAAAAUUAAAACAAUUUGGUAUUAAUUUUUUUAGUUAGAAAAAGUUCUGUUUUCGUUUUAAUUUCUAAUCCAUAAUUAAAAUAUCAAACUUGUAGAUAUUUUAUUAUUUAUCAACAUUUAAAUUUAAAUGCAAAAAUCUGAAUAACUUGUAAACCAUAAAUAAAAAAGGUUUCAGUGGAACUUAUAUUUGAUUGAUUUUAGUUUUUGUUUUGUAAAAUUAUGCGAAUCAUAAAUAUCAAUAUAAAAAAUAAUUCACUAAUGAAAUUAAUUUUUAUUGAAACGUAGCUUAUAAUUGUCAAUAACAUAAUAAAGAAAGUAACUUAAAUUACGUUCACUAAAUCAGUUGAAAUUAUUUAAUUAAUGUACAACACGUAUACUUCUAGAACCGUAGUUAAAUCACUAUUGAGCUUUUAUGCUUAUAAAGUUUAGCACCAGGUAUACUUUGGGUGCAUUUAUUUAGAUUUACUUUGGUAAGGUGAAAUAAUGUUGCCUUGGCCUCGAUGACGUCAAUACUUUGAAAGGAUUCACAUAAUAUAAUAACAUACACAUUGAAAAUAAGUUUUGAUUUAAUUUUUCGAUUUAUACAGAAUACGUGCACGCAUUUUUAGUAACAAGUCAAAUAUUUUGUACGAUUGUAUAGCAUAUGAUAAAUGAUGGAUACUUGUAAGUUCAAUUUAUUAUGCAAAUGCAUAGGUUUAUUUACUUAACUUAAUAUAAUAAUCGUUGUAAUAUAUUUGUAUAAGGUCUUAUACUAUAUUAGGAUACAAGUUGUAUCCUUGAAUACAAGUGAUUUGUACGAUUUAUCUCGUGAUUACUCUGUUCGUUUAUCUCCAUAUUAUCAUAGCAGACUAGUAACACUACCUAUUUUAUCUAAAUAUAAUAAACAUAGUUUCAAAUGCUAUAUUAUUUUCCGAAAAAAGAAAUGGUGUAUUUUAUUUCUAAAUAUUUUUUAAUAAAUGACUAUAAUUUAUAUAAUUUAAGUUCAAUAAUUCUGACAUACAUACAGCUGCAUUAAUCAGCGGUCAGUAAACCACUGACCGCAAUAUAGUAAUAAUAAUGUAUGGUAUGAAAUUCAACGACACGGACUGAGAAUAUUUGUAUGUGCAUUUAAACCGUAGUCUAUGUAUAUUUUUUAAUAACGAUAUUUGGCGGGAGGGGAUUUCGGAUGUUUUGAUUAUACCUGGUUGCCAUGGAAAUGCCAUCGAUUCUUCUCCCCGCGUUUAAAUUACACACAAUGUGUGUGUAUACGAACAUCCGGCUUCCGGCCCGCAACCUAGCUAUAAUGUAGGCACCUCGGUGUUCACAAUAUUUUAAUAAUAUUGUUAAAUCAUAUUCAAAAUAAGUAGGGCGCUCGAAACUGACGUUUAUUAGCUAAUUAGUUCCUUGCUUUAUUUUACAUUUGGUUGAAGUAUUAGCCAAGUUUAAAUUUUCACGAACACCACAGUAUAAGUUAAUUAUUUAAGAAAAAAAAAAGGUUCAUUUUUUAUAUUUAAUGCGAUGGCAUAUUAUAUAAUCUUUUAAUGAAUUCUUGUUUAUAUUUAAUUACAAUGAUUUUAUUUCAAAUUUAAUUUUAAUUUAUAAUACAUUUUAAUGGUUUAAUCAAAAAUCAAACAUAAUACAAAUUAAGAACUUAUUUGAAAGUUAUUACUAAAACCGUUUUAAUUAAAAAUAAACUUGCACACGAAUUUAAAACCGCUUGAUAAAAGGGUUAUGUUAGAUCAGGUUGUUGUGAAAGACUGGCGGAAGCCGUCCUAGGACAACCUGGACCUGUAAUCAAUGACAGCCUGACCAAAAAAAGUUAGAUAGCAGAACUAAUAAGGCAUAUAAACAAUAUAGGACGUUGUCAUAAACGCAGAUAGCCUAAAUAUUUUGAAGGGCUUAACACCGCCAUAAUAUUGAUUGAUAUAGAUUAAGUAUACUUAGUAUUUACUUGUCAAGGGCUUGAUUUGAGUGGGCUUGGCUGAGUUUUGAGGGCGUUAAAUCCUAUGAAACCCCCCCCCCCUAUUUGUCCCCAUGGCGCAAUAAACCACAAGUAUAUAUUUUGUGAUCAAAUUGGAAUUUUAAAAUUAACUACACGGAUGCCAUAAUCGGUUUGUAAAUUAUAAUCAUUUCAACCUAUAUUAUUAUAAAAACAUUACGAUUUACGAUACUAAAACGUAAGCACACAUCAAAUGACGAAAAUGUUUAAAUUGUUCCGGUUGGUGUUAAAGCGUUAUACAGUAGUUUAGUAGUAGUUUUUUUUAUAUUUUUUAAAGUGUACCUAUAUAGUACUAUGUGUUUAAUAUACGACUCGCAGAUAAAUAUAAAUGUACAAUACAAAAUGAGAGAAAGAAAAAGAAUGCGAGGAACCGGUCAAUCGAGUUUGCCUUUGGUGCUGUUGUUAACCUCGAAUCUCAAACGGACAGUGGCGAAUAAAACGAGUUUGCCUCAGGGAAAAAUACUGGAUGAUAUCCACACGUUGGAAAAUUUGUAUACACUGUAGGUACUGUUGUGCUGGCUACAAAACAGAUUUGGAAGUCCUGAUAUUAAAAAUAACGAUUAAUUCUAUAUAACAUAUAUGUACCUAUAUAUUUAAAAGACAUAAAUAUGGUUUAAUUACAGUGAGUUAAGUAAACCAAACCUAAAUAGUUUCAAUCAACUUCCGGAUUACACGUUGUUUAUAUAUGAUUCUUAUACAACCGAUUAAGGUUCAUAAUAUCUAUUUUUGUUUCUACGUACUCUUAGAAGUGUUUGUUUAUUAUUUCAUAAUACCUAUUUGCAAUUAAAUAAAUUUAAAUAAUUUUUAAUUUACACGUCUGCUUAUAUAGGUGAUAAUAACAUGAUUGCCAAUCAGUGUGAUUUUUAUAAUUUUAAAUUUAUUUCAAUUUAAUUAUUCCUUUUAUUAUUUUCUAACAAUAUAUUCAAUUUAUUCGUUACAUAUUUUAGAUUCUUAGCAAAGCAAACCAAUGUAUUAGUUCUACAAUAAUGUUUAUUUUAUUUGUAAACAACUUUUCUACCAAAAAUCUUGCUUCGAUGUAUCAAGUGUAGUACAUUUUCUGAAAGGAAAUUUUAUUUCGGUGGUAAUUUAGGCAAGUCAUUUUUGAUUUUUCUAGCAAUUUUCAGAAUAGUUAAGAACUGGGAAAGAACGUAGAAAAAACGGGAAAAUUUACGAAAUUUAUUAUUUUCAAUUUUAGAUUCUGAGUUUAGCGAAGAAUGUAUUGGUUUUACAAAGAUGUUUAUUUUUUUUAUGUAAACACUUUAUCUAUUAGAAAGUCUACUCCGAUUAUCAAGUAUAACGGCUUUUCUGAAAUAAAAUAUUCUCUGGGUGGUAUUUUAAAGAGGUCAUUUUUUGAAAUUCUCAUUAAUAUUCGAGAUAAUGAGGAAAACCUGGUUAUUUAGGUUAGAAAAGAUUGAAAGAUUAAAAAUAAGUUUGUCAUUGGCAACCGUUUUUAUUUAUUUAUUGUUAUUAUUAAGUUUUCAUUAUUUUAAAUCGUUUUUAAACAAUCAUUGUCAUGGAACCGCACAUUGCUGUAAUCAUUUUACCAUAAUAUGACAUACAUAUAUUAUUAACAAAGCAAUACUAUCAACUGAACUCUGUUAAGAAUCGUUUUUUCGUUAGCAAUGAUUUAUCAUUGCUUACAGAUAUAUAUUAAAUUCCCGUCUGUAUCCUACCUUUCCAACUUUCCACCUACGAGUAUUUAUUUUUUAUAUACACUUAACAAUUUAAAAUGUUUUCGUUUUUAAACAGUUAAUAUGUUUUUUUUGUAUUUAGAAGAGGAAUGAUAUGACCGUCAUUCGAUAACACUCAAAAAACUUUUCGGUGUGCUUACGUAUAUUUAUAUAUAAUUUUGAAAAGUUAUUAUUUUUUUCUCAAUCAAAAUUUAAAAGACGAGCUUAAUAUCUUCUUUUUGAAGGAGUAUAGGCUUAUCCAGUUUUCCUGCAGCUUCUGCCCUACACAAAACUUUCAAAAGUUUUUAUUGGACAUAGUUAAAUACUUCUAUCGACCUUGCCGAUACCAAGUCAAGAUUGAAACUAAUCUAAUUUUUGUUUUUUUAAUGCAAUACAGUUGAAAAUAUUCUUAUAGAAAAUUUAAAUCUAGAUAGAAAAAUUAUAUUUGCUUUUUCUAGGCGUAGUAAUGUUUUCAAAAUAUUUUAGUCAUUUUUGAGCUAUUUAUAGGCAUUUUAAUUUUGCCGUAUUUUUAUUCGGUAAGUACUCAUUGAUUGAAUUGUUAGACCAAACAGAAAUGCUUGAACAUUUUACUGGAGGUUGAUUAUAAUUCGUACUUAUUGAUGAAAAGAAAAUUUGUGUAAUGCAGUAUUUUUUUUUUUUUCAUACGAGUUUUAAAAUCAAAUUUUGUCGAAAAUCAUAAAUAUUACGUUCUUUGAAAACACGUAUAAUCGAACUCCACUGAAAAUCGUUUUUCGUUACCAAUGAUUAAUCGUUGCAUACAGAUAUACAUUAAAUUCCUCUUUAUGUCACACCUUUCAAACUUUUCACCUACAACAGUGGCCUACCCAUCGUUCGAUGUAUGUCCGUAUUUUUUGUAUUAAUUUGGUAGGCACAACUUGUAACAUAUUACUGUAGGAGUAUUAUAGUAUGGCGUGAAAUUUUGUCAUUCAUUUUGUUUCAUAAUAUUAUAAUGAGGUGCAUAUAUAUAUAGUAACAUACUAAUAUCAUAUAUUGUAAUAUAUUUUGAAAGAUACAAAUUACAAUAGAACUAUAAUUGACAAAGUCGAUGAUUUCCGAAAUUUAUUCUGUAUUAUGUUUAAGUGUCGCUUGCAAUGUACAGGAGUAAUAUUUAAUAUUUGUAGUUAUUCUCAUUAAUUUUCGUAUGUUCUGCGCUCACUAGGUAAUGAUGAUGUAUAUUGUUGCGUACCUAAUCUAAUCGUGUGGUGUUUUUAGUUUGUUAGGGACCAUUCUAGUGUAAUAUUAUUUUCAUUUUUUUUUUGUAUCAAGUGUAAUUCCCGAUUCCACUUACUAUUUUUUUUAUGUAGGUUUAAUAAACCAAUGUGUAUAGACUGUAGAUACUAUGUACAAUAUUAUGUUUGUAUUUGUGACGAGGACAUUUUUAUACAUUUUGUAUUCUUGAAAAAUCGUUAUUUAUAUAUCUAGUAUAAUUUAUUUUCAGUAGCUGACACAAAGUCAUUAAGGUGUUAAACUCGCGAUUUGUAGGUCGCGGCCCGGUGGAUUCCUGCAAAUGGCCACGGAAUUACUUCAAAAUAGGGUUUGAAGGAAAUUAUCGGUGUCUAGUCUGAUAAGUUGACCGUAAAACUCCGGAAUUGAUAAACGGCGAUAAAGUGUACCAAAAAUCUUGCUUUCCUCACUCUUUUUUACGGGAUAUUUUAAGUAAAACGUAAAUAGAAAAAAAUCGAAUAUACGUAUUGCGUUCAUUGUUUACCUAUAAUACAUAAGCAUAAUUAUAAUAAAAACUUGAAGUUUGAAUUAAUUAAUUUGUUGUAGUUUUUGUAUAAUAUAUAAUACAUGAGAAGCUAUCACAGUAUUAUUUUUAAAUUAUCAAAUAUUGUGUUUGAAUGAGAACUAAAGAACAGCCCGGUAUCAUGAAAAUGGGGUGGGACCAGACCAAAUAUUUAAGAUAAUUUGUUUAACCGAAUUAGAUCAAUUUCUAAAAUAAAUUUUUCAACCUAGACCAAUUUGAACCAAGCCCACACAUUUUUUAAUUCCCGGAUCUAUAUGGUGAUUUAGAACUGAAAUCAAAUCGUCCACAUAAAACUAUUCAACUAGAAACCAAAAAAAAAUUGGUCGUUUAAUUGACUACUCAUCAAGUUAAGUAUUAAUCAGUAUUAUAUAUUUUAAUAUUUAUUUUAUCUAUUUUUUCUUGGUUGAAUCGUUACACCUGAUGAAGAUUGCUUUCGUAUUACUUCCACCAAAGGUAUUUAUUUUACCUAGAUUAUGUCUGUUGACGGUAAUCAACGUUUAUUUUUAUGAUUUCCUGUUUUGAUGGAAAAUAAUAUUUAAUAAGCUAUACGAUAUGACGAGUGAAAUGGCUAUGUUUCAAGAAAUACGAACACAUGCUGUUUAUAAAUAAUUAGAAAUAAAUUGACAUAUUAUACUAUUUUUCCAAGUAUAAAACCCAGACAAAAAGCCGGAAGAUCAAAAGACUAAAAUACCGGACCGGACCACUUCAGUGGUAUUAAAAACAUAUCAUGAUUUGAAACAAACCUAACCCAUUAUGACUAUCUCAGACCCGAACACCUAAACCAAGAAUAUAAAAAGCAUGUUGACUGAGUUGACCCGGGACCGGGCUGAUCUCUAUACUGUGAGCCUAUAAUUUAUGAAUACAUAUUGUAUUUAAAUGUAUUACGUGUUAUUGAUGUUACGUUAGUUUUGGACAUUGUAAAUUGGAUAUAGGUAGGUAUCUGGUAUACAGUAUUUCCUCGUAUGGGAUUCAUGAGUGUUUGCUAGUAAUUUUUACUUCAUUAUUAUAUUUUUUUGUAAUGACUAUUAAUGACGAUCACAAAAAAUGGGUAGUACCAUUAUCUUGCACGCAUUUUUUGUAUCAAUAAUCUCUUUCUAUAUAUAUAUGUGGAAUAUAAUUAUCCCCAGGAGUGUAAAAAACUAACAUCACAUUACAUUUAUUAGUCUUAAUUGAUAAUUAUUGUGGAUUUGUGUGUAUAAAUUUGUGACGUAUAAAUAUUUUCUGUAAUGUUGUUAAAUGUUAAUUAUACUAACUUACUCUAAACUAGCGUGCUCAAGAAUUGUUUGUAAAGCGAAAAGACUGAAAAGUAUUUAUUUGAUUUAGAUGUACUUACGUGAAAUAAUUUUCCCCCUCUCCAAAUAGUAGACAAAAGUGCAUACAUUUCAUAUUCAGCAUACCUAAAGGAUUGAUAUAUAUAUUUGUAAAUACAGUCACUAGUCAGUAUAUUAAUAAGUGUACAAAAGGUUUUAGUCGCGAAGAAUUUUUAAAGUAAACCGUUUGGAACAUUACUCUUGAGUUUCGCAUGUUGUCAACCAAUCUGUAUCCACCUUGAGAGAAAUAAUGCUAGAUCGCGAACCGUUGACAGUAACUGCACACUGCGAAAUAAAAUUCGAUGCCCUCGACCGAAGCAAAUCAUCCGGCUCAAUUAUCCGUUAGCGUGUAUUUUUUUCCGUCUACGUAUAUUUCGCUCGUCUUCGAAAGAACCCGAUUAUUGUUAUUACAGAUAUUUGAGUUAAAAACUGUCGGUCCGGAACUAAAAAUGUUUUAUGCAUUUCUUAAUAUUAUAAUAAAUUGAAUGUGUUAUGUAUAAAAGUAGCUAGUAUUCAUAUAAGUACCAAUUAUAUCAUAUUUUUUUUACAAAUGAAAACUAUUCAAAUGCACUCGGGAGUCUUUUGAUCCUCCAACGUCAAGUCAUGCUCCGUUAACGAUGAGUUAAUAUUGCCACGGUCAAUUUGUAUAGGAGAUCAACCAAAUCGAUUUUAUACGACGGUAUUUAUUGUUUCGAACUAUACGAAUAUUUCAAAUAAUUUAUUAUUUUAUUGUGUCAACUUUUUAAACGAUAAUUAUUCCUCAAUUAAUUGUUGAAAUAAUUAGUAAUUAAUAUAUAUAUAUAUAUAAUUCAAUAUGAAAUGUUGUAAACUUAAUUUAACGUCGUACCUGAUGGGAUUCAAAAUAUAUUUUUAAUAAUAGGUACGUAAUAUAUUACUUAAAUACAAUUUCAUAUUGUGGAUAUAUCCCUAAUAACACAUCCCCGAAAAUGAUCGUCAUUGUAACGAACUGCCAAUAAUUACAUUAAAACCACGGAUUACAUUAAACCCACCAUCAGGUUUGGUCAAAUUACUCUAUUAGUUGUAACCAGAUACAAGUUAAAAGUUACUCUAAAAUAACAUAUCUAAAUACUAGUUACAAGUGGCCUAAUUCAUAAAAAUGUGCUUAAAUACAAAAUUCAAGUUACGUAUCUCAGUUACAUAAAAGACACAAAAGUUACAUCAAAAAUUUAAAAAAAAACUUUUUUCAUUAUAAAUAAUUACCUUUAUUUAAAUAACGUAAUAUAAAUUAUAGAAACAAAUGUGAGUGUUCAGAAAUAAAUUGUGAAAUAUUAAUAGAUACAAAAUUCAAUCGAUUAUAUUAAAUAACUAAAUCAUAGUUAAUAAUAUUAUAAAUAAUGUAAAAUUUUUACAUUAUGUAUUAUAUUAUAUGUACCUACAUAAAUAUUUUAAAGUUUAAAUUUCAAAAAAAUAUAUAAUAUUAAAGUGUCUUGUACCCAUCAAUUAUGAAUUAAUUACAAGUUCUUCGAAAAAGUAUCUAAAUACAAGAUACAAGUUACAAAUGUAACUUAUUCAGGCGUCUAUCUAAAAUUCACGUAUUUCAGUAACUGACCAAUCUGGCCUACCAUUGAAAGUUGUUUAACUUUGGACGAUAACCUAAUUGACUUAUUAUUAGUUUAUUUAAUUUGACGAUAUAUAUGUCUCGUAUAGCUUUAGUACCUAUAACUUUUCUCUGCAUAAAUUAUACAUUUUUAGUACCAACCUAGUUACGAAACUUCAAAAUAAUAAUUUGAUUAAAAUUUAAUUUUCAGACGUAGUAUUUAAUGAAGUUUAAGGUACCCUACCCAUUUUACAUUGCACAAUAAUUUAACAUAUUACCCACCUACUAUGAUAUAUUUGUACAUUGGAUUUAAUAAUGAUUCAUGUUAGGAUGAAUAUAAUUGUAUUUAAUUAUUAUUCUUGUUGAUAUUAUUAUGUUAUGUACACAAAUUAAAUCUGCAAUUUAAAAUAUAAAUUAUAUACUUAUAGGUAUAUACCGAUAACAUUUUCAAAUUUUUAUUUUUUCAAAAACAAAAAAUUAAGUAACGGAAUAAUAACACGUUUUACGCAAUUUACAAACACACACUGUCGAAUCGAUAUUGUUUUCUGUAAUAUUCUAGUCAUAUAAUAUGGGACGUAUUAUGUGAAUAUAUAAACGAAUUUCUGCAGGUUGUUACGUAAACAAUAAAAUAUUCGUAGAAAAAUUGAAAUAUUCAUAUAGUUACGAGUGUACGAGUAUACGUUCAAUGAAUUUUAUUUGCGUCUCAAGGGCACCUGUAUUAAUACUACGAGUAAUAGUAUAGCAAAAAUGUAAAAAAAAAAAAUUAGUACCUAUAUGAAAAUUUUUUUAAAAUAUUGCGUAUCGGAUUGCAGUGGCAAUUAUAUUGUUACGGUUUUAAUAAAUACGAAUUUAUAGAUCCUUGCGUAUACUAUAAUAAAGUUAUUAUCUAUUAUUGCAUAACUUCAGUGCAUUUUACUCUCUUUCGAAUUCAAUUUUUUUUUUUAACAAAAUAUAAUAACAUUUGCUUGAAAAAUAUCUAUACAUAUUUAAAUUAUGGUGUGCAGUUAUUGACAGAUUUCUUAAUUAUUGUAAAAGCGAAGAAAAGAAAAGUUUCUUCGGAAGUCAUAAGGAAUGUUAUACACAUACAGCGACGUAGCCGGAAGAAUGUCCCCUCCCGGCUACCCCUCAAAAUGUUUAAACAGUACACAAUGCAAGUAAUUAAAUGCAGUUUACUGCACCGUUGAAAUAAUAUAUUAAUACAUUUAUACGAUUGUUCAAUUAUCGUCUAAUUAAAUUACUGAACGAGUUUUUUACGAGCUUUUAUUUACCCUUAAAAGUUCCACUUCCAGCGCGGUUUGGAAUACCGGCGCCAUUUAGCGAAUGUAAACGGUUGUUGAAUUAACCCCGUCCCUUUUCCCGACAAUUGCUUGCGGCUACGUCACUGUAAUAUACUGUAUACAAUAUAUUUUAGUGACGAGCGAUGACUUAUCUAUAUUAUAUUAAAUUGGCAUUGGUGAAGAGAACCGUGUAAAGUCUUCGGCGUCGCAUAGGUAUACAUAAGACGCGUGUCCAUUAUUUUGGAUGUUGGCCAGCGGCAGCCGCUUCCUUGCUCUCCCCCCAGCGGCAGCAGCAGUGGCAGCAACAGUCUUUAGGUGUAUACCUAUUCGGGAUUAACUAUAUGACGGGUUCGUACGUCUUGUCGUCUUAUAACAGCCGACUUCCCCCAAAACCUUGAAAACGUACGCGUCUCCUGUGAUGCUGCACGAUGGGAAUUAAAUUAUGAAAGAAACAAUGCACGUGCGCGCAUUUGUGUGUGUGUGUGUGUGUAUAUUACGAGUCGAGGAACAAUAAUAUAUUAUAUUAUUAUUGUCAGAGGCCUGUGUAGUGACUGAGCUCACGUAAUGCGAGGUUGCCAUACUAUAUUAUUAUGUAUGCGUGCGACCGGUUGCCCUUGACAUCGAGCAAAGCGCGUUUUUUUUCUUUUUUUUGGUCCAUCACGCGUCUUCCUUCUCGCGCGCCGCGCCAAGAAGAGAACCACCACGCUGCCCGCUAUAACCAACCGUUUAUAUACCUACUCGUAUAAUAAUAAUAAUAUUAUUAUACCGCGUUUUUCGCAUGCGAAUAUAAUAUGCAUGUACUUUUACCCCCUCGGGGCCGUAAUAAGGGGUUCAGGGCGAAAUGAGGAUAUUUGCCCCGGGACGUUUCAUCACGGUAAAAUGUUGAGGUGCCCAUAUUGUUAAUUAUAGUGAAUCGAAUAAAUACAAAAAAAAAAUGAAAAAAAAUAUUGAAAAUCCUUACAAAUUUCCAUCAAUUGAAAUAUAGCGCUAAAUAAAUUUACACCAUAUGAUUUUAUGCUCAAACGCAGUGGUGAAAACUUAUAUUCCGUACUCAAAAUAGUUAAAUCCUACUUUCGUUCGUCACUAGCGAAUGAUAAUACAUUAUUGGUAUCACUUUUAUGUAUGCGAGCAGAAACAAUUGCAAAGAAUAUCGAUUGGAGUUAGUAAGUAUUAGGGGGAAAAAAGCAAGAAAACAAUAAUUUGUAUGAUUUGUCAACUACCUCUAUGUUUUAUCAAUUUAUAUUUCAUAAAUAUUACACUUAUAUAGUUUAAAAAGUUUUAAAGAAAAUUAUAAAUUCUAUUUUACAAUUUUUAGUUAGACACUUUUUGCACAUUUUUUAACCGGAGUGCCAGAUGGCUUAACGCGAUUCUGUAUAUCUCUCGGUCACAUAUUCGAUAAUUAGAGAUGCAUAUUUGGUUUUUUGCCACCUAUAAGACAUGUUUUCUUAUACAGUUCCCUCCGGAAUAGCCACUAUUUAGGGGGUGUUUCGGAAUCGUUAAAAAAAGCCAUAAUAAUUUUAAUUUAUUUAAAUUUAAACACAUUAUGUAAUUCAAUUUUGUACCAGCGACAUGUUAAAAAAAAAGAAAAGCAUUUACAACAAAUUCGUCACUGAUCCCAAAAUUAACGCCCCUUCAGCUUACCUAACUGUACGUCAAAUUCGUCAAUGAUACAAGCAUAAAAUCAUUACUAUAUAAUAUUAUGUGGGCAUUAUAUUAUAAUACCCAUAUACAUAUAUAUAUAUUCUCGUAAUGGAUUAUUAUCAUAUUUCAUUUAUAACAAUGCUAGGCAGUGGAUUGGACCCGGUGGACAUACCGUCGCCGUCGCGGCUAUAAGCGUUCUCUUUACGUGGGUGUAAUGAACUCUUGCAGUGUCUGAAUCGAGGUGUGGAUUUCGUUAUACUAUACCUACAGGUACAUGCUGUUAUGCUGAACGACGUCGGUAUUUUUUUUUUCUUUACUCGACAUCCGAUUUUCGUCGGGACCGGCGUAAAUUUGUGCUAUAUGCCUGACAGAAAGCCUAUAAAAAACAUUGUAUAUACUUUACGCGUUAAUAUGAACUUUAAUAAUAAAUACAAUCGAAUAUAUUUUAAUUUAUCUAGAAAUACGCCUAUAGUUAAGCUCAUUAUUUGAAUUACCGAAUUGUUUUUGAAAUAUUAUGUGUACUUUUGUUUAAAAUUGAGUAAUGAAUAUGAUCGUGUGUUACAGUAUUAAACCAAUUUGGCAAAUUGAGAAUAAUAAUUAGGGGUCGACUGGUCGAGAAAUUGAAUCCUACCGAAAUCGGAGUUUUUAGGGCUGUUUUUUUUUUCAAAUUAUUUUAAUAGUUACAAUAAUGUAUUACAUUCUUAGAGUGUUCCUGAAAUGGUUUAGAAAAUGCGUUUCUGAGAUGUAUUUGAAACUUUUAGUUAAAUUACAGAACAAUGUUCCUAAAACAUUAAAGGAACGAUACGUUGCACAGUGAUGGGUAGAUAGGAUUAGAUAGCUUUAUUAAAAAUUCUAAGAGACGUUGCGUGUGGAGGUUUAUUUUGUAGUGACUUCAAUGACGGGCAUUGUUAAAUGCAAGUGAGAGUAAAAUAUUAUUAUAAAUAAACACAGUUUAUAUUAUUUUAUGGUAUUAAGAAAUGACUUGUUAAGACCAAGGAACUUUAACUAUUUAACAUAUUGAAAUACUAAAUAAAUUAGAAUAAUAACAUACAUGCCUUCACACAUUUUAAUAGUUUUAUGAUUUUAUCUCUAACUAUUCAAGUUGCCAUUGAAUUUUUUAUAGUAUUGUUUUUCAAUACUUAACAUAACCUCGUCAAUUUUAUUACAAUAAUUAAUUUUAUGUUUUUUGUACGUAAACAUAUUAUAAUUCAUAUCAGAACCAUUAUUAUUAUUAUACUAAAGGUAAAAAUUCUAAAAAAUAUAUGAAAGAAGGUACCUUAUAUCAGGAUUUUUUAUUUGUAAUUUAUACCAAAAUUCAAUUAUCUUUAUAGUUUUCAUUUUUCUAGAUUAAACAAAUUUCAAGCCCUUCACAAUUGAAUGUUAAAUUUUUGAAUAAUUCAAAAUUGACACAUUUAAUUUGUUUUUUAUUGGUUUCUGGUUACCAUUUUUUAUGCGAAUUAAAAAAAAAAUUAAUUAAUUAAUAUUUUUCACGGGCCAGUUAGUUUGAAAAUCAUAUUUCGUUGAAAAAUAAAGCAAACUAUUAGCUUAUUAUAAUUAAUACGUUGUUGUAAAUUCGGCCACCAUGCUAUUGUUAGCGUUGGUUCGAGUCUAUUGUUGCGAUAGAUAGAAAAGUGUUGGUGAAAAUAAUAUGUUUAACUGUGUUCAGAAUAAUUGUUUGUUCGCAAUGUUUUAACGUUUCUAACAGUAAUAAUAUUGUCUGCAUACUCCUAUUCCACCUUCCCAAGUAAAUCGGUGGCACUCCCAUGGUAUAAACUGUAAAGCGUUUCCUACCUUUUUUUUUCUUUUGCUACGAAUUUUUUUUUUUAUGACGAUAUUUUAUCUCUAUAUUAUUGUUGUGUGAAUUUUAACUAUACAAAGUGAGCCAUCGUGUUUUCGAAUUCACAGCAAACGCACAAAAAAUCCGAAUAUAUUUUUGUUGGAAUUAUUUGGGUUUAUUACAUUGGUACGCCAUAUCGGUAUCGUAUUUAAUGAAAAUGUUUAAAUUUCCUUAUAGCGUUGAGUAUAUUACAUAGGUAGGUUACACCUACCUAUGUUAUAGUUAUUACCUAUAUUACAAAUUAUUUCUAUGAUAAUUUAAUUUCAAAAGAAAAAAUGUGACUUCUAAUGAACAUGAUACGUAUAAUAUAGUUUUUGCGAUGGCUAGGUCAAUGUUAUUUUAUAAUAUACUGCGCAUUUUAAAAUUUCUAUUGACCCAUCAUUAGCUUCAGGAAUUACACCUACAAUAGUUUUAUUUGUUCGUUUCAAGGUUAUUUUGUAUGUGUAUAUAAUAUAUUAACUCGUAUAAUAUGAUACAACGAUAAUACAUAGUAAACACUAUUAAUAACCAUUAAAAGUUUACCAUUAUCCAUUGCCAUUUGAUAUAGAAAAAAAAAAUGCAAUAUUUUGCUUUUAUCAUCACAAAGAAAUUAUAAUGAUAUUUUGUUCUUAUACAAAUCACUAAACGGCAAAAUAGUCUGUUCUGAACUUUUAAUUUUUGAACACGCCAAAUAAACACACGUUGUACUAACACUUUUUAUGCCGACGAUAAUAAUUGUAAAAGUAAUUUUAUCUUAAACAAUUACAUAAACCGUACAUUAAGAUUUAGUAAUACACAUUAUGAAUAAUUUUGAUUUUUUUUUUUUAUAAUAAUAUUACCCCUUAAAACAUUAUUUAUACACAAUAAAAUGAACUGUUUAUGAAUUUAUUGCAUUCGUAAUUAAAACUGUACUCUCUUCCUACCGGACAUAAGAAAUUAUAACAAUAAUAAUUGCAUAUGGAGAAAUGUAUCACAAUAAUUACGUUGGUAAAAGUGUUUACUUUAAUUUAUUUAUCUGAUUUUGCAUAAUAUAAUUGUUAAUAAAUAUGUUUGCAUGCAUACAGGCAUAGUUAACUUUUUCACCAUAGGUAAUUAUUAGGUAAUUAGGUAAACAUAUAUAAAAAUAUAUAGUGUGUUUAACUAGAAAAAAAAAAUGAAAAUCCGUAUUAAAUUAUAAUGACUUUAUAUUUGAAAACGGUAAAAUGAAAUACUUCGCACCAUAAGCGUGCCAUUGUUGUAGCCGAGAAAUUGAAUCAUUGCUAAUGAAAAACGGUUCUGAGCGAAGUUCUGUUAAACGUGAUUUGAUCAACUUGAAUUGAAAAUUGUAUUAAUUUGCAACCACAAAAUUAAUUUGAGUUAUUCGUUUUAUUUUGACUUAAAUUUUUGAUCAUUUUUAUGGAUCGAAAAAUGUAAACAUAUUAUUUUAUUACAUUAUUAAUUAUCUAAACACUAUAUUAAUAUUAACGACAUAUUGUAUUACAUUACAACAAUGCUAUUUCAUUAUACAUAACUAGGGAAACGGUAUAAUGUGUUUCUCAUACAAAAAAUUAUAGAUUAUGUCUGCUGUUGAUAGUCGACAGUGCUACCAUAUAACAUCAUCCCUUAAAUUUAAUACAACUCAUAUAAAUACACAAUUUAAAUGUAACAUAUUUAAAGUAACAUUUUUUAUUAAUAAUGCAUGAUACAAACACAUAAUAAUAAUAAUCCUAUAAUAAAGGUCUAUUAGGGACCUUUAUUUAUUAUCUAAUUCUUUAUUAGAGUGUAUAGGAUGCUUUUUAUUGACUAAAUUAUUCUACUUACAAAAAUCUAACAAUAAAGUCAGUAUACAAUUAUGCAUUAUGUAUAUGACCCAAUGCAUAAUUGUAUAAUACAUAAUUGUAGUACAAAUUCUUGGGAAAUAUUUUUUUUAUACAUGUUAAAUCCAUAGCUCCCAAAAAUUCAAUAUUAAAUCCACCAUACGCUUGUGUUGUAUCAUUUAAUUUAUUUAUAAUUUCAAAACAUUUGUUUUACUAAACAAUUUAAAUGGUAAAAUAUUAAUAUCAAAUUCAUUGAUAUUAAUUUUUUUAAACCUCCCCUUAUUUGUACUAGAAUUAAUAAAACUAUGAAUAUCAAACAUAUUUACAUAAACUAUGUUUAUAACGGGUUCCAUAUCAUGAUUACAAAAUAUUGUAUUCAUUUAUUCGAUUCUGAACAAUCUGCAUCACACAUUAAUUAGAUGAAUUGAUUAAAAAGACGGUGGGUGUUAAACCAAUUCAUCUAUGGCUUGUGUUAACUUGUUUUUAACUUGGUUGUAGGCUCUGCAGUGUUACCAUAACUACGUCAUACCUAAUCUAUCAUUUGACGGGGGGUAUUUCCUAUAUACAUAAAAACAUAUUAUAAUGAAAAAUAAAUUAUACAUGUAAAUCAUUAAUCGAAAUGAUUGCAUAAACAAAUAAGAUUAUUUAUAAUUAUUAAUUAGUAAUAAACAAUAUUUGAUAAUAAGAUGUAAAAAAAAACAUUUGAUUUAAAUAUGAUCUAAAAAUAAAUUAUAUUAAACACUCUUAAAAAAAAAAGAAUAAGCAAAUGAAUAUAUGAUAUUUUAACCUUGUGUUUUGACUUUUAUUUGUAAAAGUUUAAGUUACUUAAAUGCCAUUAACUUGCUGUGUACUUGGGUAUGCUAAAUCGAAGUGGUCUUCAACUAGCAUCUAAAAGUGUUUUCAAAAUCGUCAAACUUAUUGAACAAUACUUUAAAUGCAUAAUUAUUGACAAAAAGCAAUUAUUUAUAAAAAGUAUGGAUCAAAAAAUUAUGAUAAUGGUUCUAAACUCUCUUGCAUUAUGUUCAAAUUUACUUCCAGAAAAAAAUAAAUGUUUUGAAAUCACUGAUAUGUAUUCAUGUCCACACAAGAUAAAUAUUAUUAACCUAGUAAGCCGUAUGUAUUUAAAUAUCCGCAGGUACACACUCUCACAGCAAAAUUUUAAGUUCUACUAUUUUGAAAGCUUCUGUCAACAAAAGACAAAAGUUAUAUAAAACAAUUCUGUUUAAUAACUUGUAGUCAUAACUUUGUUUAUAGAAAUAAAGUUAGUUCUUUAAAUGUUUUUGGCUUUUUGAGAUACUUAAGUAACAAGUUUUUUUUUUGAUGUGUAAAUAAAAUAAAUUAUUAUGUAAAAUAGAAAUAAUUACGUUAAUUAUUAUUGAAAAUACUUCGAGUUCAUGAAUUAUGAUAAAAUUUAUCUGUGUAUAAUCACAACGAUACAAAAAUUGAUAAAAUACCAUAGCCUUCAACCAACACGGUGAAAAAGUAGCGUCGCCCGGCCUGCUUGUAAAUUUAUACUAGUUAACAAUUUAGUUUAUUAUCUAUAUCUGUGACGACACGGCACGACACGACACGGUGUAAUGUGAACCCACCUUUAUUAUUAUCGAACAUCACUAUUGAUAAUGUACUGUUAAUCUGGUUAAUCUAUUCUGUGACCAUACUAUUAACUACUACUGUGAUGAAUCGAUGGGAUACAAGAUAUUCUGUACCUGCGUUGGUAAUAAUAUAAAACAUAUAACUUAAAAGAUGUUCAGUAAACUAAUCGCACUGAUCGAAUAUAACUCUGUUUAUAAUGCAUUAAUGCAUUUGGAAAUUAACACGAAAAUUUCUCUUUAAUACAGCUUUUACUCCAUGAUAAUGACUUAUACUUAGUUUUAUUGGAAAGCGUACGGAGUUGAAUAGAUUUAUGUAAGUCGUAUGACUCUACAAAAGUAUCUGUAUACCACACGCGAGCUUAGUUGAUAAUAUUAACGUUUUAAAUGUUAAGGUUAGUUAAGUUUUAUUGGUAUAUAUAUAUAUAUAUAUAAUAUCUAUAAGUAUAUUUUUUUUUUGCCAAAUAGAUACAAUUAUACUUCACAGUUGGAAUGUUACUAUUAUACGUUGAGACGUGUUAUAAUAAUGUUGUAUAUCAUAGUCGAUAAUGAUGAGUUAGAAAAAAAUAACGUAAUACGUUAUAAUAUGUACAAUACGAAUAAUAUGAUAAAUCUAGAGAUUGGAUGUUGGGCAUUCGUAUCAAGCCAGUAUAUUAUUCAUUACUUUCUCGUAUACUCGUAUGUAUAUUUUUUUUAAACGCGUACAGGCUAUACGAAUUUAAAUGGAAAAUAAAACGUCACAUUUAAGAUUAGAUUAUCAUUUUAUCCAUACUCAAUCAAAACUGAACCGAAAACAUUUUUGUUUUUUUCCAAAUCCGAAAGCAAUAAAAAAACAAUUUUUGUGGAUGCGUAUAGCUCGUUGUUUACUUCUAAAAACAGUCAACCAGAAAAAACGUUAGUGCAAUAAAUAAUAGGUGUUUAAAGACAUUUUUCUGUUGCUUUUAUUUCGAACUCGUCGUCUACGUCCAAUUUCGUAUCUAUAACUGCACACAAAUCGAUUACGAAUAUUUUAUUUUCGUCGAAACCCGUUUUCCGAAAUAUCCAAUAACAUUCAUCAGAUGAUUCGAACAACUUUUUUCGAGUAAUUUAUUUAUUUAAUUUUAGACUCUGAGUGGAGCAAAGAAACUUAUGGUUUUACAAAGAUGUUUAUUUUUUUUUCUGUGGUCAACUUUUUUACCAGCAAUUAUACUCUAACUUAUAAUAAUAGCUAUUUUCUAACUGGAAAUUUCAUCGGAUAGGUACUUUAAAGAGGUCAUUUUUCGAUUUUCUUAGGAGUUUCUCAUUUCUCAUCAAAUGUGCAAAACCGAAAAAAAAAAUGAAGGAAAAACGUGAAAAUAUAAAAAAUGUUGGUAUUAGCUAAAAAUAUUACGGCCUUCUUUUUUCUUCAACUUUUCUACCAGCAAUUGUGCUCUGAUUUACAAUAAUAGCACUUUUUCUAAAGGAAAUCUAACUGGGAAGGUACUUAAGGGAAACCAUUGUUAGAUUUUCUCAAUAGGUUUCCAAACAAAUGUGAAAAACCAUGCAAAAAUAUGGGAAAACCGGGAAAAACAUAGGAAAAAUGAAAAAAUCGGUACAUUAAACAAAUAUUAUUAAAAAAUAUAUAUAUAUAUAAUGCCUAUUUUACUCUAACAUGACAUAUAUAUAUUGUUGACAGAGCAGCACUAUCAACUGAACUACACUCAGAAUCGUUUUUUCGUUAGCAAUGGUUUAUCGAUGCUUACAGAUAUACAUUAAAUUAUUUAUAACAGUGGCUGCACCUGAUCCCAAUAACUUAGGACGUAUUUUAUUUAACUUGGCGAAAAUUGAACUGACGUGAUUAUAAUAUUAAUUGGACAUUUCCUCGCGGAAUAUAUUAAUUUCGUUGAAUACGAAAAGAAUUGUUGAUGAAAUUAGAAUUAUUAUUAUUUUUUUUUUUUUUUGUACGCGGUUAGGUUAUACUCUGUAAUUGAAUCGAUUCAAUUUCGUAAAAUACAAAUAUUUUAAAAUGUCCGUAUUAGUCACUAAUAAUUGAACGUUACUGCUGCAAUGGUUGGUACUCAUUUAUCCUAUUGUGAAAUGUACAGACACACCUACAUUGUGAAACAGCAAAAAACAUUGAAAACACACCGGAAAUUUUUUUCUGAAUUGAAUUAUUUUGUAGAUUAUUCUGAAAUAAUAGCCGUAAAUAUUUUUGAUACAUUUAUGCUGUAUAAAUUACGUACGAUUUUUUACUUACAAUAUUAUUAAAGUUAAGCAUGUAUUAUGUUUAUUAACUUUGUUAAAGGUGUUUUUUUUUUUUUUUUUUGGUUUUUUCAUUUGCUUAUAAUAACUAUUUAGCAGUUUUUUAAUAAUAAUAAGCUCGUUACUACACGAAAAAUGUUUUACCCUGUGUGCAAUUUUAGUAACUCUACUAUAAUAAAAAAGUUAUCAUGUGCAAACCCGUUUUUCCGUACACGUUUUUAGUUUAUUUCACAAUUACAUUAUACUCGUAAAAACGACACAGCAGUGUUAGAUCGUUAAUUUUAAAAUGAACAUGAAUACUUUCGAGUCGGUCAAUUUUUUAAUUUUCGAAAAUGUCAAAGAAAUUACCUAUACGCAACCUCUUAAAUAUUUUCUAAAAACAAUUUCGAAAAUAUUUCAAGUUAAUAUAUUUUAAUUCGAUUUUCUUGGUGUAAUGCGAUGACUAUUUUAAAAUAUUUGUCAAACACCUUUGGGCGUGAUACAGAUUGAGAAACAGAUUUGGAUUUGCAAUAUUAUACGACGCGGUUGCCGGGCGUAAUAAUAACACACAAUAGUAACCGGACACGCUUUUACGGAUGACCAUCAUGAGUAUUUCCAUACAUUUACAAAAAUUGCGUGUGAUUUAAACGAAAAAGUGAUUUUUUUUUUAUCAAACGGUCAAGUCACACAAUGUAAUGUAUUUCAUCAUAGUUCUAUUAUAUGGAUUUUCGAAUAUUAUAAUAUCAUUAAAAGUUUCACUUAACCCGGUGCCGGCGCUGAUUUACUGAAUUUUUUCCAAUUUUGUAAAAUUAGAUAGUUAUUUUCAAUAUUUUAAUGACCACCUUAAAGGUUAGAUUUUUCCACUUAUCUACUGUCCAAUACCCAUUUGAGGGGAAGUGAUAAGACCGUUGUUACGGACGAAAAUGGUUGCGAGAAUAAGGAUAACUCAUCGAAUAACUCGACAAACAACAGUCCACAGAUUGCACUGAACUCUGAUUUUUCAUUCAAUUUCAAAUAAUAGUAUGAACAAAUUGAUGAAAAAAAAAAAGUAAAAUAUUUACAUUUUUCAAAAUACAUAUUAUAAUUUAUAAUGUUUGCGAUGGGAAUCGAACAUAUUGAAAAACGGAAAUCAGUGCAGUAUGUAUAAGAAGUCUUCUUCUUUCCAAAAAAUAAUUUAUCAUAGAAACCUAUAUAUGAUACGAGACAUGAAAGUGUUUCCCGUCAAGCAUGUUUUUGAGCCAAUAAUCUGGCCACACCUAAUAGCAUAUUGAUUUGUAUUAUUUAUCCUCUUUUUUCACGUCCAUGUUGAGAACCCUUGAUGGAAAGUGGUGCACGACUCUCGACAUUUUUACAAUCUAUACGUAUUGUAAACGCCCGUCUGAAGAUUCACUUUCAUACGAUUCACCUUCUAUAUUGGUAUUUUUUGAUAUGAACAUAGAAAUCACGCGCAAUUUUAAAAUGUAUUAAAUUCUCUUAACAGAAUGCGUGUAAUUAAAAUAUUUGUGUACAAUAAUAUUAUUUUUCCCAUAACAUCUGCCCUCUGUGCACGCCACUGGUCGGUCUAACCCAUUGCAAUAUCUUUGUGUAUCGUAGAAUUAACUUUUUUCGAAAUUUUGUUUAACAAUUUAAAAAACAAGCAACUCUCUCUAACAUGUUAAAUUACCGUUAUUUUUCGACCAUCUACUUUUGAUUUUAAACAUAUCUUAAAUUUUCCAAAAAAAAAAAAUAAAAUAAAAAAUCCGAAAAAAGUCAACACUUUCCGGGUUAUCGAAAUGUGGGAAAAAUAAAUAUUAUAUUUUUCAACUAACUAGGUUUAUAACAAUAAUAUUAUUGCAAUACAUGUACGAGCCACGAGGUAUUAUAGGUACAUUUGUCAAUAUAUAAUAUAUAAUAACAAUCGUUACACAUAGAAAUCGGAUGUGUUUAAAAUAGUAGGUCAUACGAAAACAUCGAAAUUUCUCCAGAACGAUGACCGGUAUCAAUUUCUUCUCUGUGGCGUUGAAAGAAAAAAAAAACCGGUUUACUUGGCAAUAUUGUAGUUAUAAAUACAUUUAGAAGAAGGCAGUUCAGUUUAAAAUUAACCAUAAUAAUUAAUAGCAAAACGCAACGCAGUGUUCGUAUCGAGUAUAUAAUAUAAUACAUAAUAUAGGGAAAUGCUAUGGGUAUGGCCAUGUUAGUAAUUUGUAUUUCGUUUUGUUUAUUUGAAUUUAGUCGUCACUACCAGCAUCGACUCGGCGGGUUCCGAUCUAGGUCAAGUUCACGAUGCCUUUUUCAUCGGGAUCGAAGAUGAAGCUAAAGAACGGUUGGAACGGCUGGCUGCUAGCAAACGUAUCAUACCAGUUGACAUUACUAAAUUGGCUCAUCAGGUAUAUUAUGUUCAAUAUACAAUAUAAUAUUUUGUUAAUGAUUAUUAAUAAUCGUGUUCAGUAAGCAUGAUUAUUGUAGCGAUUAUAUUAAUAAUUAUUUUUACCUAAAGAAAUAACGUUAAUUGUUUGCCGACUCGUGUAAUUAUUACAAUAGUACAAAAUUGAAAAUUUCUAUGCCCGUGUAUAUUUUUUUAAAUCGUUACAUUUAUACCAUUUCGUUCAAUUAAAACAACAUAUAUAUGUAUACACGAGUAUUAUAAUGUAAUAAUUAUUACGAGUCGUUUACUUUCCAUUCUUAUAUUAUACUGAAACAUAGGUAAAAAGUUGAAAUGAACAUAAUGAAAACUAAAAGGCGGUGAUGUAUGAUAAUAAUUUGAAUUAAUAAUUGUACAGGUAGGUGGCAGACACAAUUAAAAUAAGAAAAAAAUAAACGUAUACAUACUACGUAGGUACGCAUAUGCGUUUUAACGUUAAGUAAUGUGUUGAGUUUAUUAUUUUCUUUAUACAAUUUCUCACACAUGUUACAAUUAUAAUAAAAAUUACAUUUAUAUUAGUGCAUUUUGUUAUUUUAACGAGUUGUUUAAGUUAAAAUUAUUUACGAGUACGUGGCUGAAAAUUUAAUGUACACUGCAGACUGAAGUAACAUUUAUAUUAAGAUGUCCCGAAGGAUGUAUAUCACUGCGUGCAUAUUUUUAUAAAUUUCGUGUAAACAAGUAUUCAAGUAAUUUACAUAAUAAAGUAUUGUGCAACAUAAUGUUCGUAUUUAAUGCAAUAAAAUAAAAUAAUUUUAAUUUUUUUUUCUCCGUAGAAUUCCGGUAAAAAUUGUAUAAAUUAUUUCACUGGAAAUACAAUGUUGUUGCUAUAUUAUUAUUCUGUUGCAUGGACGGCUUUUUGUAUAUGCAAUUUAAAUUACACAAAAGCAAUCUAAUUAGUAUAGUCUGUACGGAUUAUUUAUUUAUACGGUAUACUUCAUUAAAGUUAAUAAUAACUAGCGAAAUAUUAUUGCAAUUAAGAAAUAUUUACAUAAUAUUAAUUCGGGAAUCAUCUUUACACAGAUAUUGUUCUAUACAAAUUAAGAAUAGAAAUUAUCAUAUCAUUCGUAACAGAAUAUGACAUCGUUUCAUCGUUACGGCCGGAAAAAAAAAAUUUUUAUUUUAAGGGAAUUGUUGUUAACUGUGUAAAUAUUUUAGUGGAUUUUGACCAAAAAAUCGGCGAAAGCCAAAGGCGAAACUGUUGGAAUUGUGUGUGAUGGAUUUUGAUUUUCAGAACGGUUUAUGAUUUAAUAUAGCCUACACUAGGGUAUAUAUAUUGGCAAUAUAAAUUUAAUUGUUCAACUGAACAUUAUGGAAAAAAUUCCAAUGUAUCCUAGUGAAAAUCCUAAAUAAUUAUAUGUUUCAAAAAUCCGUCAAACCCAAUUCCUACAGUUUUUUCUGGUUCUCGGUGUAAAACGUCAUCGUGCAUUAGAUGAGUGGAAAAGUCAUGGUAUUAACGUGUGAUAUUAAAUUGUUUUAAAAUUUUACGAAAUUGGAAAAAAAAUUGAAAACUAUCAUCAUAGUAAUUUUUUUUUUAAAUCGCUACUUAUACACGGUCAUACAUUAUAAAAAAGUACAAGUUUGGUAAUUAUAAUUAGGUAUGCAGUAUAAAAUAUUUGUUAAAUAGUUACUAUUUAGUCAAUUAUACUCUGUUAAUUUUUUAAUAUUACAAAUUGCUUGUGUAUUAAUAUUACUAAACUCGUACCCAUUUACAAUGUAUUUAAUAAACUAUUAUCCUUAGUAUUUACUAUUUAAAAGAAAAUAAUUAAGACAUUUUCAGAGAAAUCAUUUGUUUUACAAUUUUCAUUAAAAUAUGUAGGUUUUUGUUUUUGAAAAAUCAAAAUUGGUAUCGCCACAGUAUCCUUGUAUUUUCUGCAAAAUCUUUGUUUUCGAAAAUAUCGUUUUACAAAUUUGAAAAAUCCGUGAAAAAUGUAACCAUAACGAUUAGAUGAUUAUGUUUAAAAAAAAUCACUUUGUAUACUAUAUCGGUAUUUAUACGUCAUUUAAAUUAUAUUUUUUUUUUUUUUGUUUGUUUUUCAAUUUAUUUCCCUCUUAAUCGCCCAUUUAAAAACCCUUAGUCAGACGCGUGAUGGGUUGAACAUUAUUUUUACCUAGGUGAUUAUUUUCAAUGUCUCGUUUAUCGCACGCAGUUUUAUUUACGAUUAUUACUACGAGACGUCGCGCGUCGUCGGCAUCUACCUUCAUUAACCACCUUAUCAAAUAUCAAUAAUCAGUGAUUGUUCGUUUUCGCUGGCAUUUUUCUUAGUCGUUAGUUGAAUAACCCCAAGCGUUUAUAUCGGUAUUAUAUACAUUAGGAAAUAUGUACACAAUACACACGUUGCAUUUUUUUCUUUUUCAUUAGCUUAAAUUUAUUUUGCAACGUAUUAUAUUAUGAUAAUAUAUUUACACGAAUUGUGUAUAGAACAAAAAUGCAUGUGCAAUUUCACAGAAAAAAAAAAAAAAAUGACAAUGAGAAAUCAUAUUAUUAUUUAUUUUGUAAAUGUUUGAAACUCGAAUUCGGUUGGUAUGUUAAAAGCAGAAUUUAAUUUUUAGUUGAAAAUUGAUUAUAUAUAUAUGUUAUUUGGCCUAUUAUUUUUAGUUGGGUGAACGUUUAUCUUCUCGCGCUAGAAAAGAUAGCCGAGGGUUUCAAAAAAUGAAAAUAACAAAAACGUAACGAAUAUCUAUAAAGAAAAAAAAAAAAACCAAAAUCCUUAAUAUAUAAAUGUUUAGGAUAGAAAAUUUAAAAAAUUAAAUCGAAGUUAAUUAUAUUUUAUUAUUAUUCCUCAAUAAUAUCCUCUUUUAUUUGCAAAGUUGAAACUGUAUGUAUCAGAAAAACAUUUUCGCCGUCCACUUCAACUCAUGCACAACCACUGCUAGGUACUAAAGGUUUACUCUAAGAUCUAUUUACCACCACUGCAACCACGAGAUGGGUGAAAUGCAGUUUCGAAGAAAAGUGAAUAAUAUUCACGAAUAUAAAUUUACUUUCUAUCAGUGCUAUCUGUCGCUGUACCGCCCGGCGUGACAUUGUCUGUGUCUAGUGUUUUCAAUUAAUGAUAAUAGUAUUUUGCAAGGAUAUUAUCAAAAACGGAUAAUAUUCCAGUAGGUUAAGUAAUUUUUAGAUUCUGAGCGAGAAAUUUAUUAGUUUUACAAUGAUAUAUUUUUUUCUGUGAACAACUUUUCUAUAAGAAAUUUUGUUCUAAUUUUCAAGUGUAACAAUUUUUUUGGAAAAAAAUUUGAUUGAGAUGGUACUUAAGGGAGGUUAUUUUUUUAUUUUCUCAAAGGUUUUCAUAAUAAAUGGGAAAAAUUGGGAAAAUUUACGAAAUGUAUUAUUUUCAAGUCGUAAUUAUUAUGGCCUUUCAACACAUUUAUAACCGAACUCUUCUCAGAAACGUUUUUCGUUAGCAAAGAUUAAUCAUUGCAUACAGAUAUAUGUUAAAUUUCUCUAUGUAUCCUAGUUUUCCAACUCCUCAACCUACAACAGUGGCUUACCUAUCGUCCAAAAUAUGUCCGUAUAAUUUUUUCUUCGUAAUGUAUAGUUAGAGGUUCAAAAAAAGGGCAAAAGGUUAAAUGCUAUUAAAUCAUAAACGCAUAACGGUCAUAAUCAUUCAUGUGUUCAAAUCUAGAUAAAUAAUUUUUAUAGCUUAUCAAUCAAUAAUCGCAGUAUUAAUUAAUAAUAUUACUCAUAAGUUUUAUAUUAUUACACGUUUUUGUUAAACAAAAAUUGAUAAUUUGUGAAAAAUCAAAUAUAGUUAUUUAAAUUAAAAAUAAAACAUAUACCUUCAAGAUGUUUUAUUAAUACAAUUCACAUUAUUGGUAACAGUCCAUAUGUCUUAUAUUUUAAUAGAAUAUAUUCUUUGCAAACUUAACUAUAGUUAUAUUAAUUAAAAUGACUAGUAAAAUCGUAUUUUAAUUUAAAAUGACAAUGUAUAGGUAUAUUUUAAACGGAAUUGUAUUAUGUUAUCACUUUCGGUUGGUAUUUAAAAAAAUAUUCAAUUUUGUGAGAACAUUAUCCUUUCAAACUUUCAAAUAUCUACUAUCCGUGUCAAUUUAAUUUCUAAAAUUUGGAAAAAUCUAUUCAAAACAGAAAUCAAUUAAUGAAAUUUAAUAUAACGUGUCUCGCUGUUUAUGUCCCUGCCCCUGUCUUAGUUAAUCUUCAUGUGACAUUGACUGUGCCAAGUUAAAUGGCAGUCGAAGUAUCCCCUCCCCCACACACACCCUUCUCCUAAUCCAAUUUUCACCACUAUAAUAUAAUGUCAGUUCUUGCGCAUCUAUAGCUAUCCUCACUCGGUGUAUUUUAUAGUCCAUGACAACUAAAUUAAAUAACAAUAACUGGGAACCACAAGAUUUUAUAGCGUCAUAUUAUAUCAUUUUAUAAGUCACCCUUUAAGUAAAAAGUGAAUAAAUCGGAUUGAUAAACCCAAAAUUUUCAUUUUUAAAGCAUAUUAUUUUAAUGUAUACAAUAACUAAAUUAAAGAAGUUAAGUCUUAUAAGACAAUGGGGGAAAAAAAAACAUUAAAAAGUUUGGGGUUCGAACGUGAGACCUUAUAGGAAAUAGGAAUGUAACAGGAAUGUGGCUGGACCGACGUAUUUAUAGUGUACAACGGUAUAUUUUCGGUAUAUAUUUUAAUAUAACGAUACAGAUUUAUUAUAGUAUAUUAUGUUUUUGAUUAUUUUUGGCCGUCCCAUUAACUAUAAUUAAAAAGACCUUCCCCGAUACUCCAUUAAUUUAUUUGUGAAAACCGUACUAAAAUCCGUUAAAUACUUUUCGAAAUAUACGCGUGAACAGACAAAAAAUGGGCAUCUACUUUAUAAUAUAAAAUCCAGAAAUAGAUUAAAGUUUAUAUGUCUUUUUUUUAUGAUGUUUGACAAAAUUAUAAUUAUAUAGUACGAGUAUAAUACUUACUCGUUUUAUUUUCUUUGAAUUUAACAAUUUCGUUCUACGGCAUCACGUUAUUUAUUAGUGAAAAAGUUAAAAAUUUGCUAGAAUUUCUAGAAUCUGGUUUAUUUUUACUCGUCAUUUGCUGGUGGUUUACUGUAAUGGGAAAUGAUUUCCGACAGUGAAAUAUGAGCGAUGGUCAAAGACUUCAAUUUGAAAUUGGACACCGUACAAUAAAACAAAAAAAUAAAUUCGGUCUGUUUUUGUACCGUCAAGAGAUUUAUGAGCCAGUUAAUUAGACACGUUUCUGGUUUGGCGAAAAGGUUCAAACAUGGCGCCGAAAUGUUUGUUCCCCCGAACCGUCUGGAAAUCUCGCUCUCGCACUCUGUUACUCAUGCAUUUUUUUUUCUUUCUUUUACACGUACGCCAAUAUUAUUAUUAUAUUAAAAUGUAUAGCGAAAUAUAGUUUUGUUUUUACAAAAAUGCCUCGAUUAUAUUGUAAAGAUUCAUUCGAAAUAUAAUCUCGAGUUUUUUUGACUAAUAUUCUCAUUAGUAUUUAUAGGUUUUUAAACACAAUUUUUUUUUUAAAACGUUUUUGAUAUAAUGUUGUGUUAAAUCACUACAACUGUAGUGCUCGGUUGCAAUAAUUAAACACAUUGUAAUAAUAUAAAGACGUGCCACGAAUACUGAGAAUUUAAUUUAGCAAGAUAUUUUCUUUUCAUAUAUAUAAUAUUCAAUAUUUCAUUACUUAUUAGAUUUUUGUAAAACUGUUUAGGUACAUAAUAUUUUUAUUUAGUGUCAUCUCUCUCUCUCUAUACAUAAAUUAUACAAACGUUGUUUCAAUCAGAUAAAGUUACAGUAACAUAAUUAAUAACAAUAUUUUAUAUUAAAAAUUACGACUUAAUACGUUUUUAAAAAAUUUUAACAUACCUACUUACUUACUUAAUUUAACUUAUUUUACUUUACUUGACUUUUACUAUCUGCCUAUACUUAAUAUAACAUUGUCGUUGUUUUUUUUUUAUUUUUAUGAAAUUGAUAAAUUUUUAACUAUUAUAAUUUAUUAUUUUCGGUACACAUCUCCCGUCGUUUAGAUAUUUUAGUUCUAAUUUAAUUUGUUUUUUUUUUUUUUUGGAUUCUGAGCGUUUUUAUAUUUAUAAAUAUUGAUAUUUAUUAUAAUUUUUGAAAAGAAUACGAGAUUUAAUAUUUCAUAGCGAUCUCAACAGUGUUGAAAGAUUGAAACAAUACCUACAACUACGCAAAUAUUAUUACAAUAUCAAAUUAAAAAAACAAUUUUUUUUUUUUUAUGAUUUUGAUUUAGUUGAUGCGUCAAUUGCACCCGACAGCUGAAUUGAAUGAAUUUUUGGACAAUAAAAUUCACAGCGAAUGUGUAGAUUCCACAUGCCCGUCGGACAACGGAAACAAAAUAAUCGAACAAGCCGAUCCCAUAUUAUCCAGAAGGCCAAGUUCACCGUUCAACAAUGGUCUUACGGAGGUCCUUAUCUGUAAAGAUGGCACUGAGAGUAAUAAUAGACUGAAAGCCGUCGACGAGACCAUUGAAACCCAAAACAGGUGAGUCGGUUUAGAUUGUUAUAAUAGUGGUUAUUUUAAUGAUUUAGCGAAAAUUUUUCUCGACAAUGUACACGCUGUAAUGGAUUAUCAAUUACAUAAUAAUAAAUGCUAUUAGGGGCAUUUGAGUUUUGACAUUUGACAUUCUAACCUAACGUAACCGAACCUGACCUAAUCUAUGGAUAAUUAGUAAAUAUAUGAAUGAAUUAUAACAGGUUUUAAAAGAUAUCAAUAUAAUUUGAAUAAUUUCAUAGUUACAUAUUAUUAUACGUAUACAUACCUAAUUAUUAAUCUAUAUAGUUAUUUAAUUUUUAGUCGGAUGUAUUAUUAUAACCUAUAUUUUUAUUUGUUUGAACAUUUCUGUUCAAUUUCAAAUUUGACUUUUUCUCAAUAAGUAUAAUAAUAAAUCAAUUAAUUUUCAGUAACAUUAAAUUAAGAACGAAUUUAACGAACUCUAGCCAAUUAAUAAUUACCCUUGAUGUUUCCAUUGUCGAUCCAUUGGUCACCCGUAAAUUCCUAUUUCUAUCAGAAAUUAUAUAAUUUGGCUUCCCACUCCGAAAAAAAAAAAAUAAAUAAAUAAAAAUAGAAAUAAACCUACAAAAAAUGUAUGUUAAAAUAUUAUAUUAUUAUCCGUGUCACAUUAUUCGUUGAAGACACUAUAUAUUAGAUAGAAAGCUACCUAUAUAUUCGUUUUAAACCGUGUGCAGUAUUAAGCAGUAUUGUACAUACCGUAUAGCUGUUGUAGCGUCGAGCAUAAUAAUAAAUAAAUGCUUUCUAAAUUUAUAAUAAUCGUAAAAAAAAAUAAAUACAUAUAUUUAUAUUUAAGGAUAAGGUGCGUAAAAGAAUGUUCGGGUCGUAAUUAUAUUGCAAUUUUGAGAUUUUGUGUUACAAUACGAAUGUAAUAUUACGUCUACCUACUUAAAAAAAAAAAAAGUCUGAAAAGAUUUAUUAAAUAAUGCGGUCGUUAUUAAAAUAUUAUACCCAAUAGAUUAUCAUUAUUAUUGUAUUAAAACUGUAUAUUUGAAUUAUCUAUAGAUUUUUAUCAUUUGUCAAGGGUUUAUCAAAGAGAAAAAAAAAUAAGAUUCCAGUUAUAAUAGGUGGUCCUAAAACUAUAUUAUAUGCAUUUCAGUUUUUUUUUUCAUUAUUCGCACUGUGGUUUUUUUCCAUCUCCCCAUAUACCCAUAUACUUACAAUUGAUCUGAUUCUGAUAGAUAUCUGAUAUUCUGACAGUAUCUGAUAGAUACUGUCGACAAUUUUUACUUUUUUUAAAAUUACAUGUGUAGAUGGAUAAUACUGUAGACAUUUUUAUGAAUUAUCAGCUGUUUUACAAUUUUUAGAUUCUGAGCGAAGUGCAAAAUAUAUUGAUUUUACAAUACUGUUGUUAUUUCUGCAGUGAGUGUGGACGACUUUUUGACCUGAAAUCUUUCUCCAAUCAAAAGUUUCAUAGAAACUUUCUUGUCGAAUUUUGAAAAUAAUUAAAUUAUUCAUUAGGUCAUUCUUGGUUAUCUUGAUAAUUUUCUUAAUAAUGGGGAAAAACCAGGGAAUAUUUACGCAAAAACGAUUUUCGUUAAUUUCGAUUUUGUUUUUUUUGUUAUUUUGUAAUUCAGUGAAAAAUGUAGAGAUUAUAAUGAACAUCGGAUACCUGUAUUAGUACUUAUUAGAAAUGAUAUCUACAAUUUUCAAAAUAUUUUGUCGUUUUUGAGUUGAAGCUAUUUGAAAUGUUUUGUUUAUUUUUAUGUGGAUAACAAUUGUUUGACUUUGUAUAUAUGAACCAAAUAUAUCGAAAAUCCGUAGGUACAAAUGAUGGAUACAAUUCGUUAAAAUCUCGAACAAUAUGUAUAACAAUAUAACAAUAUUUAUUUCGUAGUUACAAAUAAAUUAAAUUUAUUAAAAACUGUUUAACCAAACUUUGCUCAUAUCGUUUUUCGUUUUUAAUGAUUUAUCGUUGGGUACAGCAUAUCAACUAAAUUAUCCCAUGGAAAGGUGAAAUAUACCUUCUCAAUUAGAAAAAAAUAAAUAUUAUAUAUCAGAUUUUUAAUAGAUUUUUUUCAUCAAACAUUUAAAAACUAUAAUAUUAUUAUAUUUACAGUAUAAUAUUAUUGUUUGACAUUACUUAAUGGAAAAUUAUUGUAUUUUUAAGUUAACAUAGUUUUGUGUUUUUGCUGUGUGUGUGUGUGUGUGUGCAGGUUGUUUGAAAUUAUAUAAGUUCCUUAUACGUACCUACCAUUAUAAUAUACCCACUUGUAAAACGCGUACAAUGGGGAGAGAAGUGCAGUUCAUGAUUCCGCCCACUAGUUGGAAAAAAAAAAUAAUAAAAAACUAGCGACCGUGUAGGCAAUGAAGAGUUAUAUGCUUGAGCACAAAUGUUUUUCAAGACUUUCCCCUCCAAAUUUUUACGAGAUUUCAUAGAGGGCAGUUUUUUUUUUUUACGGCCCACCUGUCUUUUAUUUUACUUUGCUCGGUACCUAUAUUAUAUAAUACGUCAUAAUAUAUAUACCACGGGGAGUAUUUUUACCGACUUUAUUUUCAGUGUGGUUUUUUAAUAUAAUAUACGCCCGAAUCGUUUAACGAUUUCGUAAAUACCCGCACAAUACGUUUUAUUUUUAUCGAAUAUUUAAAAAAAAUGCCGUAAAAAAAUUGUAAAAUAAUAUUAGGUAUACUAUAUUUUAUAUAGCUAUAAUAUAUGUCUGACGCUUUUUAUAUUUUAUGUUGCAAAUAGUAUCUUUUUUGCUCCAUCUUAGAUCUAAUUUGUAUUCUUUAGGUACACAUAAUAUAGUUAUGUUUUUAUUUUUUACUUUUAUGCUGCGAGUAUCGAAUUUCGUUUAUAAAUCAUCAGUUGUAAACGAAAUGGCUGUAUUUUGUAUAAUCUAUCUAUUACAGUAUACGAAUAGCCGAACGUAUAAUAUUGCAUUAACGUUAUUGUCGUUUUCUAAAAUCCGCAUUACUUAAUAUAUCUUACAGGUAGGUAAUUUGUCGCAGAAGUUAAAUUUCUCGGAAAAUUUCAACAGUAUACAUUACAUUUUAAAUCACGGUACGUUUUGACAGAUUUCUAUGUAACAAAAAUCGGACAGUGAUCCGUCCAGCGCGUAUAUAAGUGCAGUAUUUUAUGUAUGUAUGUAGGUAGGUAUGGGUAGGUAGGUACCUAGUCAAAUGCGACAUGGUUGAUAAAUUAGUAGCACCGUGACUGCAGUUGUUUUUUUUUUUUUAGCGAAAAAUUUGACUUGGUCAUACUAAACGGAGAGGAAAAUUAUCAAUAAAAACGCACCUCUUCCCCCUUAUCCCUUCCAGCACCGUGCUACGCUACAGCUAUUCAUACACAUAUACAUACACGCACACGUGACAUAACCAGUUAAUGAUUAUAAAACCUGCAGAACAGCAGAACCAUGUCAUGUGUGUACCUAUAGUAUAAUACAUAAUACGCGUCUGUACGCAACAAGAGCUAUUUACGUAUACAGAUAUAUAUUAUGAACGAUUAUAAUAUCUUGUUUGCUAGUUGCCAUAAUAUUGUAUUAUGUCUAACUAAAAUAUAAUUAUCGGAUGAAAAAAAAAAUAAAAAUUAUUACGUUUGCUAAAUCCGGGGUCGAAAUGGUUUAAAAUUGAUUUGUAUCCGGUGCUAUGGUUGGUAACAUGAAUUCGGAUAGUUAUUUUUUAUCUUUUACUCAAUCAGCCAUAUACUUCGUAUUCUCAAGUAUUAUUAGUAAGUAUUUGGUUAUAAAAUUAGGUUAAGUUUUUUAAAAUAUUUUUUUCACAUAAACAGUACAUAAUUUAUUCAUACUCAGUAUGUAAUUCACGGAGUAAUUUAUUUCAAACGGACUCGUGUAACUUAUAUAAUAUAAACAUAUAAUUAUGAAUAUAAUUAAUUGUUGCUACAAUUUAUGGUUAGGUACCAUAUUUGUACAAAUUCUACAAUUAACUACUGUUUAAAGACUUAAAAUUGUGCUAUAUUAUAAUAUAUUAUAUUAAAUACCAUAAGUAUAAUUUAUUGUUUUCUGUCGGGUUCAUUUAAAAACGCGAUUUUAUUAAACAAUUUUUGGAAAUUCGCUUUCUUAAAAUUUCAAAAUACUAAUAUCGAUUUGUCGAGUUUAUAUUUUUAUAAUUGUUUAAACAUGAAUCGACUUUAGUUGUUUAUUUGCAAAAAAUAAAUGGGAGCGAAUCGAAUACUUAAUAUAAAUCAUCAUCAUUCGGUAUUAUUUCGUUAUAAUAAAGUAAAUCGUUAUUAUUUUGCAAUAACGUUGAUCGUUCUACUCGUGGUUUUUAUAGCCAACAAACAAAUAAUUUAAUCGGUUGGAAAGAUGAAAACUUCCUACAGGAUGUGUUGGAUUUUGACUUUUGGUUAUGUAAGCAAAAACCAAAAAAAAAAAUUUAGUUAUAAACUGGGGCAAAUUGGUCGUACACAAAAUCGAAUUACUUAUAGCGUUUAGAAUUAAAAUCUUCAAAAUUUAAAUCCAUUGCGCCCUGUGGGAUGUUUCUCUUGUCUUUUCUACAGAAAAAAAAAACCACGAUCGAAAUUAGGUUACUCUACGAGACACGGAAGUUUUUCGUUUUUUUUUUUUUGAGUAAAAAACGCGUAGCACGCAGGUCCAUUAAAUUUAAAUAUGUAUUUCUAUAAAAAGUACUUGGUUUUAUAAUUUAUAUUCUAUACAACAACAACAUUGUCUAGAGCUGACGUUGAAGUACACGAGGCGUUAUAGAUAAGGUUAUAUUGACAAACGUUGUAAAUACUGUAAUGAUUACUUUAUUGUGAACAAUGAUAAUAAUAAUAAUAAUACAUAGGUAUAGUGUUUAUUAUUUUUUUUAAAAAAUAUAUAUAUAUAUAUAUAUAUAUAUUAUGUAUAAUAACACUCGAUAAACGAAAUAUUAUCAACAGUUGUAAUACAAGAUACAUAAAAACUAAAAAUAAUAACUGGUAUUUGAAUGUCAAGGUUUGUCGACGGUUUUCGGCAUUUGAAGACCGCAUACAAUAUACAUUGAUAAUUUCGCGGUGGGUGUAUUUAAAUUGUUUAAAGAAACACAACACUGUUAUGAGCGGUCGGACGCGUUUACACGUUAAAUCCCGUGACAACCCUUAAUUGUUUUUAAAUUAUUACCGCGUUCGAAUAAUGAUUUUCCAACGAUAUUAUACCGUCUGUCUGUAAUGGAUUUACAGAAUUUCCAAGUACCGACGAAAAAACCCCGUAAUCUCCGAUAUCAUUAUUGUUAUUUUAUUCGGAGAACACGCGUGUAAAAACGAUACGUUGUGUUUUUAUUUAUUUAUUUAUUUAUUUAUUUAUUAUUAUUAUUAUUUUUUUUUUAUGUACCUACGUCCACGUUAUAAAUCGCCGAAGAAAAGAGGCGCGGAGGGAACGGUCUGGAAAUGCAAUCACUGCGCGCCGACGAACCGCGUAUCUCUCUCUAUAUUAUAUACGCACGACGUUCGGGUGGUGGGUGUUUGUCACAAAGGGUCCGGAAUGCCACGGCACGACAGGUAUAAUAAUCUCGCGUGUAUACACUGCAGAGGAGGUAAUACGACGGGUACCUGUGUACGCACCACUAGCAAUCUCGUUCGCCCCUACUCCCCCGCCCCCCCUCCACCGGGCCGGCCGGGUACCCGGCGACCUGCCGCGGUCGUUCUAUUGUGUCGGCGCGAGGGUUGGUUACCGGUUUGUGCCGCGUACCUGGACGCUACGCGCGCGCGCGCACGCACCGGACGCACGAUAUUCCACGGGGUGCGUGCGUGCGCGUGCGCGUAUACGGUGUGGCGUCGUUGAUGAAAAAAAAAAAAAAAAAAAAAAAAACAACGCACAGGUACAAUAAUAACACUGCCCUCUCCCCGCUCCACCCCACCCCCAACCGUCCCGCCGCGUCUCUCGUCGUAGACGCGCCGACAGUCCGGUUCUCCCGGCGCGUUCCAUGACGCACAUAACGAUAUUGACGCGCGCCAGUUCGGUGUUCGUGUCGUUCGCGUGCGGUUCGCGCUAUGCACGUUGUUGUCGUCUGCCGUCGUCGCCGGGCAGUUUGCGAGUUUGCGAGUCUCGUGCGCCGUGCCCACCUGUUGGAUUUCCAUUAACGGAAAAAAAAGAAAAAAAAAAAACAAUAAAAUAUAUUACGCCGCUAUACCCGCCGCGCGUUGUUAUUGUCAUAUUAUUAAUAUUGUACCUGCACUCAUCUUCUCCGGCUCUCCGUGACAUAUCAUAUCCGCGGUACACAUCAUGAAACUGUUACCGUAUUACUGGCACACGUGGUGAGUUUACUACUCGAUAUUAUUGUUUUCGACGUACAAUAUGUAUAGCUUAUAGUAAUAUUAAUUGCCCGCACCUAUGUUGCCGUUUGUGUAUAACAGUCGUAUUAUAUCCGCGCGACUUUUUUCUUACCGUCCGCUACAACGCCGCGGUCUUCGGCCGAUCGAUUAUCACCGUACACCGCAGUGGCGUUCUCAAGGGGAGUGAUGUGGACGAUACGUCACUCCCCCAGGCCCCAACGCGGUCUAGACCCCGGACAUUUUUCUUCUUUAUUUUUUUUUCGCAACACAAAAUGUAAACUACCUAUCGUGUGCGAAACAUGCCACAUAAUCACUGUUUGUUCGAGUAUCAGUAUCUAGUAUUAUACUGUUAAACGUUAACGGAAUUGCGCGAAAACUGCAUAAACUAUAUAACCUGUAGUUAUGUAAUUUUCAAUACAAAUUUAUAUCGCCCCUCCCCCCCCCCAAAGAAUGAUCCUGGCUCGCCACUGCAGACACGAUACCUAUACGCAGGGGUCGAAUCGCCUGUUAACGUAAUGUGUGUACGCCGGAUUUCACGAAUACCACGAUUUUCCCAACGGUCAACGACGAUUUCCGCGAUUACCGAACAUUAGUUGUACACCGAUUUGGCCGUUUACCCCAUGUAUAUAAGUGUUAUUCUGUUAUCAUCGACAUAGUCGCUACGAAGCGAGAAUACGUUUGUAAGUGCCCGGGUAUUUAACGAUAUUAUCGUUCGUUCGGUACCAAUAAGAAAUACGAACCGCCUAUGCGGAUUGCUACACCCAUUGGUACCUCUCUACCUCUAUACCCGUACAUUAUUAUUGUACUUCUUUUAUAUGGUUUUGGUACGGUCGUCGUCAUGUCAUCGGUAUUCUAAUAUCAGUUCACCUACCGGCUGUAGUACUAAUAUUAUGCCUACCUAGACGGGGAUAUAAUAUUAUCUAAAAACGUGCGUCAUAAUAUUAUUUUAUUAUUAUUCUUAAUGUUUUUCUAAUAGUAUCCUUUGUGCCGGGGGAUUAGUGCAGCAUUAGUAGUUUCUAUAAUAGUCGUUAUAGGUACCGACAUUUCUGAUCAGAUAAAAUGUACGCGAAACGUAACAAAAUAUAUUGUAACAAUAGUUAUUCUUUACUACCGAUAUAUAUAUAAUAAACUAUAGUUUGCUAGGUUCCCUGUAUUGACCAUAUAAACGUUUGAAGUCACAUAUCCGCCAUUACUAGUUGGCCAUUUGUAUCUUGUCAUGACACAAUAUUUCGAAAACACAAUUUAUCACUGAUAUGGAUAAUAUUUAAAUGUUUAAACAACGCGUUUUUUUCGUGAAGGCAAAAAAUCCAUUAUAUUAAUUGACAUUAAUUGCUUAAUCUUCUAUUGUUGUCGUAAUUAAUUUAAACUUGUGGUGAUUCAUCGAAUGAUUUCAUGUUAUUUGUUGCUCCAUAGUAAGUAUUCACACAGCGUGAAUCACACUUGAAAAAUCAAUGUUACGUGUAGGUAGGUAGGUAGGUAGGUAUAUUUUUCAAAAAGAUUAUAUUAGAAGGCAUAGUUUUUAACUGCCCCAGGGCCCUUUCCUAGUGAGCUGUUACAGUGGCGUCACUGUCUGUAACAAUGUUGAUGAUGGGACUAAUGUACUUUGAACCAAAGGGUUACACAGGUAUAGUUUUAUAAAUAUGUACAGUAUAAUAUUUAGUAGUAUAAUAAUAAAUAACACAAAUUAUUAUUUACACUAUAAACAAUAACAAUAUUAUAACCGUUUUAACACGGGUACCUUUAGAUAAAAUCCAAUUCUAAAUUUACUUAACCAUCUAUAUUGUCUGUGUUUUGGUGGGUACUAUUUUUAAUCCAUUUGGUCUACUCAAAAUGACGGAUAAUAACUUCACGUCCUAUCACUAUAGUUAGCAAUCUAGUUUAUUAUCUAUAUCUGUGGUCCUUGCAGGUUCAACUGUUAUAAUAGUAUAUUGUGUACCGUAUUACUGACCAUCGGUACGUUAUUACCGAAUUAUAAUUUUGUUUAUUCGCGCGGCAGCAGUGACGUAUAUUUCUAAAGUAAUAAUACAGUUUUAAACGGUAAAACUGCGUGAGGUAUGUUUGAAAAAAAAAAUAUAUAUGUAUACAUGGCCCAAUAAGAUCCGUUUAAUACGAAACGCGGAAUUCUCGUAUAAUAUACUGUUACACGCUGUUGACUGUUUUCCCGAUACGAACGCGAUACCUCUAUACCAACUACUCUAUACCUACUAUACCAACGUGGUGUUCGUCGUUUUAUAAUAAUAAUAAUAAUAUUCAAACUCGAUAGGUAUACCUAAUCUAAUCACAUGCGAAUACAGACAAAAGAAAACAUUUUUGCAUGUAGAUGCGCUGUACCUAAUUCGUUUCGCUAUUCUUCAAUAAUAAAAAUCGGUCAUAUAUUGUCUUGUAAAGUACAAAGAAGGGGUCAAAGUACCGGGAAAUUAUUAUUUUAAACAACACGCGUUGCCGCGUAAUUUUCUAUUUAAAAAUAUUCAAAAAAAAUUCUUAUGACUAGGUAGGUAUAUAUUAUUAUUAUGUACCUAGCUUAUUAAUCGUUAAAAUUUGGUUUUCUUAAUAUAUAAAAUCAACCCUGAUAUUACUAUUAUAGAAGAAAAAUAUUAAAAUUGUAUGAAAAUGAUAAAAAUAUAAAAAUUUACAAUUUGUAUAGUUAAGUUAAUAAUAUAUGAGCACUGCUAAUAGAUCACUAAAUUCGAUAUGGACAUUUGUUGCAUAUUUUGAAGAACCUAGCUCACAAAGACCACGGGAAAAUGUCCAUGUGACCAUAAGAAAAUAUGGAUAAAAUUGCAGGAUAUUUGAAAAAUAUAUAUUGAAAUUCAAUUUUUCCAUCUGACCAUUUCUGUUUAGGUAUGGUAAUUUUUUCUAUAGCCAUUAUUGCCGACUAUUUAUCGUAAUAGGGAAUGCUGUGAGAGAUCGAAACACUCAUCCCCGUAUAAUGCUGUAUUCGAUUAUUGUAUUUAAUAAACGAUCGCCUUAGUGGCAUUGUAAUGUUAAUAGAGAUCCUCCACUAUUGUCGGUAUAAAAUGGGAAAAAAAUAAGGUAGGAGUAAUAUAAAAUGUACAUAUUAAAUAUUAUUGGAACAUUUAUCUUCUAAACAUUUGCUGAUGUUGAACGAUUCUUUGUUUGAAAUGCAUUUUAUUAUUAAAUCGAACAAUCUGUCGGGUAAAAAAUAAUACAAUUCACAUAACCUAUAUACCUAGUUAUUAGUUGUACUUUGUAGUGUCAUUAUUAACCGCAUGUUUGCCCUUGGCAAUUCCGUGUAAAAGCCAAUAAUUGAAGUCCUUUAAGUCCAAUCGUGAUUGCAUUAUAAGUAUAAUAUACUCGGGGCUGUGGGGCUUCUUACUAGCAAUUGGGGAAGUUGGCUUCGGAGUAACUAUGGCUAUAAAAAUAAUUAGCCAAUUUUUCAAAUAUUGUAUUAUAGGCGAUGUUCUCAACCCGGGUGCGGCGAGCAUUCUCUAGGGGUGCCGCGAAAAUUAUGUGAACAGCGCAGUGUUCCUUGUUUAAUCAAAAACUACUGGUAUGCAUUAAACCAGUAGUUUUUGAUUACGAACCCACCAAGAGAGUUAGUUAUGAAAUGAUAUUUAAAUUCAAAUUUUUUUUUUUUUAAUAUUUAUUAAUGGUCAUAAGUCCAAAUUCAUUUAUAAAUUAUAUAAUAAUAAUCCCAUUGGUAGUAUCUUAAGAUUAAUAACUAAAAAGAAUAUAAACAAAUUAUAUUAAAGUUACUUAAAAUUCACAUUAUUAAUUAACUAUUUCAUUGUAUAAAUUAGUCAACGACGCUAUAAAGAAAAAAAAAAUGAACAUAACAUAACCUUAGCUAACAUACAAAAUUUUCUUACAUAUUUAUUUUUAUUGGUUUUCAGUUUUUCCAACGAUGAAUAUUUAUUUAAGCUUCUAAUUAGAGUGCUAUUUACGAUUUUCGCGUUUUAGGUGCCUAACUAACUUAAUUGACGCUUUUUUUUUUCUCGAAAAUCCAUUUUAUCCACAGGCGCUAUUAGAGAUUGUUUAAUCACCACAAAAAACCCUUUUAAUUCCAAUUUAAUUUAGAAAAUUUAUACUUUCUUGCCAUUAAAAAAGAAACCCAAAAAUGUAUGUUUUUUCUUAGAAAUAUAAUUUAAAAAGCUUGUAAUAAUAAUUUUAGAAUAUCAUUUAUUGAUAUUAUGUUUAGUAGGAUACACGAUCAAAAACCUUGAUGGUCUUAAAAGACCAUGGUUUUUUGUUUUUGUUUUUUUUUAUUUAGCUUUUACAUGCCAUUAAGGCCUUUUACUUUUCUACUAAAUUCUUCUACAUAACUCUAUUGUCUACAUUCCCAAUUCUCACUCAAAGUCAUUGAUUCUAUCUAAAUCCGUGGAAUAAUAAUUUUAAGAACUCAAGAUAUGAGUUAUCACUAUGAAUUCAAUUAAAAAUCGAAUUUUAUUAUCUUAGAACUACUAUAAUUGCCUCUCCCUUCGCUUCUGCUUUUAAUAUGCUUAAUUAUCUAUCUAUAAAAAUACAAAAAGUUUUUAUAUUGUACUCGGUUAGGUUAGGUUAACGGUAAAAAGUUUUUUUUUAUCAAAAAACAAUCGCUUUAUCGGUAAAAUUAACAACUUAUUUAGUUCGCGUGGAAACUAUAUAUUGGUAUAAUAUAUAUUCAGUGAAUGCGCAUUAAGAUACUCUGUGGACAUACAUAGAUAAGUGCGUUAAACUGCGGACAAUUACAAAUAUUUCUGAACGAGUUUUUAAUGAUACUUAAGUAAACUAUAAAUCGACACAAAAGUAUUUGUUGGUAUUUUAUACAAUUGAGUAAAUGUAUUUCUGGUAUAAACAGACUUCUAUAUAAGAUACUUUAUGUAUUUUGAAUACGGGUAUUUUUUGAUCUUUUCUUUUGUACGGUACUGGUAUAAUACCACAAUGAAAAUGCUAAUGUUGAAUCCAUUUAACUUAAAACGUGGUUAAAUGGGAUGUAUUUCAAUUUAGUACAUGGAAUGUUUUUUUUAAAAUUAUAAUAGUAUUUAAAUUUGUAUUCGAUUUCAAAAUAUGAAUACUUUUGAAACAUAUUUAUUGAAAUACAAUACAAAAUAAUUUUUGCAGAAAUAUUUAAAAUACAUAUUCAAAUACUGAACAAGUAUAUGAAUAUUUUUACUUAAAUGUUUUACUGAGCUAAUAAAUGUUUCUUUGGACUUAGUAAAAUUUUUAGAUCAAGAGCAAUCUCUAAGAAUUUAAAAGUUAGAAUGUACUUAACUUUGCUAAGGCCGAUUUUCCUGUACGGAGCAGAAACAUGGCCUCUGAGAAAGUUUGUAGAACGAAGAAUUGCAGUAUUUGAGAGAAAAGUACUCAGGAAAAUUUAUGGGGCAUACUAUGAUGUUCUCACAAAUGAAUGGAGGAAAUUACACAAUGAAGAACUGCAAUCCCUUUUUCAACGACCGGAUAUACUGAAAGAGAUAAAGAAAAAAAGGCUAGUUUGGGCUGGACAUGCCUGGAGGAAACAUGACUCAUUAAUAAGAAGAGUAAUAGAGGAAAACCCAGUAGGGAGGAGAUCUCUUGGAAGACCGCGUUUAAGAUGGGAGGAUUGCGUAAGGAGAGACACUGAAACAGUGGAGUGUCUUUGACAGGAAGUAGCAGAGGAUAGGGAUAGGUGGCAGUUUGUUUAUCUAGAGGUAUGGUCUUGAAUGGCCGAAACCAAGAAAGAAGAAGAAGAAGAAGAAGAAAUGUUUUACUGAUGCUAAAAUUAAAUACAUGUCUAUUAAAAUAGGUUCUUUCGUACAAAUAGUAUUUUUACACUCGUAGUUAUUUAAUAUUCCGAAAUUAUUAUAUUUUCAUACGAAAAAUCGUUAUGUUUAUUCAAAUUUCUGCAGUUCCUAUCCAGCACAAUUAUAGGUGAAUUAGUAAAUAGGUAGGUAGUAUUUACUAAUGCAAUUUUGAUCACUGUAUAUUUUUCUGAAUUUUUUCUCUGCUAUAUAUUAUAAUUACAAUUCAGUAAUAUAGAUAUAUUUCAGUAUAUUGAACAUUAAUUGUACCUGCUUACAUUACCAUAGCCAAUAAAAUGCGAAUAUUUUCAUAAAACUGUGUUAACUGUACAAUUGUAUACAGUGUGUGCCUUUUUAGUUUUCGUGUAUACCUAUACUUUAAAAUAUAAAUUGUUGUAUACAUUUUAAAUUUAUGUAAAUAAGCAUUACUUCCUUAAAUAUAUUAUAUUCUUUGAAUCUUAUCUAAAAUAUAUAUUUUAUAGGAAAUAUAAAACAUCGUAGAUUUUUACGUCAUCGAUUUAUACGUUUUAUACUCGAUUUCAUAUGGUUUGUACGUGAGGGAUCUAAAUGGCAUAUUACUGUUGUUGGCAGUUUUAUUUCUGUAGUUGCUUAACUACCACAGCCGUUUCAUAUGCAUAAUAUAAGUGUACUUAUACCGUAACUAAAUGAUAAAAUCUUAGAUUUUCGUAAAAUAUAACGCCGUCUUGUGUAUAGUUGAGGUACUGGUCGUGUUACGGUUGUAUAGGUAAUUUUUUUUUUAUUUUUCUUUAUAAAUUUUCUGACACGCACAAUUAUUAUUUUUAUUAUUUUUUACUGAGUUCAAGGAAAAAAUAUACAUUUUUUCCCUAUGAUUACCUUGUAAAACAAUAAUCGAAUUUGCAUGCGCCCAUAAUAGUCGGUGUAUAGGCAACUAAAAUUACAAAUUGGCAAAUUAGCACAUUGUCAAUAAUUUCGUGCAUAGAAUAAUAUGCGAUAUGACAUAUCGAUAUUAGAAAUAUCAUAUUAUACAAAUGAAAUGCACUUAGUUUAAAAUAUAAAUUAUGGUUUCAAGACUAAACAAAUAAUAAAAUCGACCACAUUAUUUUAGUACUCACUUAAGUUUUGUUUUCCUCGCGAAUUGUGCAUCACGAAUAAUAAGAGAAUCUUCAUUUCCAUUGGUAACUGCAGUGUAACUACUGCGUUUAUAUACUGUCGAACAAUAAUUAUAUUUUAAUAACGUUUCAUUUUACUAAUUAUUAUAAAAUGCGAUUCUCCGACUUUAUACUAUUAUUAUAACGUUACAAGAAUGUAUAUGGAAAUUCCACGUAAACACAUUUAAAACAUUUUUUUUUUUUUGCCUCUGAAGGUUACAUUUUUACGUAUGGGUACUACUGCUUUAUUGUGUAUUCACCUGAUAUUAUCUAACAGCAAAUAAAAAUUAUUGUAAUAACACAGUUAUAGAAAAAAAAAAAUAAAGGCAUUUAGGUAUUUUUUUAUAGUGUAGAACCAACUGCACUUCUGCUUGAUCAUAUCAUAAGUGUAGUAACGAUACAUUUAACAUUUUAAACACCCAAAUUGUAAAUAAAUAAUAUGUAAUAUGUAUUCUACAAUUGUUCAAAUCGUGUAGGUUUAUAUAAGUAUAGUUAGAAUAGACUUUCAGUUUUUUGUGUUAAUUUUUCUACUCGAUAAAAAUAGGAUAUUUAUUUACUAAUUUACAAGUUCAACUAUUUUAAUAAACAUUAAAAAAUGAAAUAAGUACUGUUUUGGACCACGGUUACUAUAUUAACAAAACAAAUAUAAAGUGUUAUUUUCCUUUGAAUUCAACUUUUUAUUUUUUUACGGCUUUCUCAAAAUACAAUAUCUGAAUGGAAUUUAACUAAGUGCUAUAAUAAUUUCGUCUUUAAUGUUAUAACACGUGCUAUUGGCAUAAAUCUAGGGAAAACUAAAUAAUGAACUAAUUUCAGAUGUGUCUAUAUUUAAAAUUUAACCGCGAGAAUAAGGAAUUUCUAUUGGGAAAAUAUUAAUGUCCAUCCUAAUAUUCUUUAUGGUAUACCUGGGUCGUCGUUUUCAGCUCUUUACAACACCAUAAUAGUUACAUUUAAUUCACCGCGUUCAUCCGCCAAAAUUGUCUUACAUGCGACAAUUUGCAUAUUAUUAUGUAAAUAUGUAGCAAUGUCGACAUUUUGUUUUUCCAAUUAAAAUUCCGUCUUUUACUACAGGGGAUAUAAAUAGUGCGUUUAAAAUGUUCAGCCAAUAUAUUUCCACAUUCUAAUUUGGUUUUUCACCCUGAUCCUAAUGCAGUGGUACGCCGAAUAAAAUUUGAUCAAAGAAUCUCAAUUUACCUAAACAUCUUCGUACAUUAUCGUAAAUUAUAAUCGUCUGCACGCGUGGAUCUCUCAUUUUAUUACCGUUUCACGCUUACAAAAAAAACUCGGCUUCGACGAUUCUCUUCGCUAAACCCUUCACAUAAUAUAAUAUUAUACUGAAGUAAGUGUCCGUGAUCUCUUUCGAUUAUCCUCUCUGUCCUACAAACGCGCCGCGGUAUCGCAUUUUCAAAAAAUUACUUAAAAAUUCUUCUUGAUCCGGUGGUCAUUACAUUUAAUUCCUUUUGUUCUAUAAUGUCUACUAUUCCGGAAGUUGGCGCACAUGCGCAUCUAAUUUAUCUAAUCUCGUGUUUGUGCGUUAAUAUUGUCGGGUUAUUUCGGUUAAAAGUUUUAAUGAAAAAAAACCGUUUUAUUUGUAUAGUAUAAAUUAUUAAAAAAACCGUGAAAUUUUAUUAUGUUUGCGAUAGGUCUCGUCGUAGAAGCGGCAACGGAUUGGUUCGCGUGGGUAGCGACGUUGGUACGCUGGAAAAAAAGCGAGCCGUUGACGACGUGACGGGCGAAACGCUGGACAUGAUGGUCAUGAUGACUACGAUCGACAACGGGCCACACCGCGAAAUGGCCGUCGAUGUUCCGGACUCUUUUAUCGCGCGCAACAAGACGCCUCCGAGGUAUCCACCGCCGUCCCGAGCCAACCGCAACACCGGGACACAGGUAAACAUUAUAAUAUUAUAUUAUUCGAAAAGUGUAAUCGAAAUAUUUAACCUCAAGAAUCCAAAGCGAUCGUCGUCGUUUUUGCUGUCGAAGUAUAAGUAAUUUAAAUUUUCGAACGUGACGUCUAUAAUAUCAUGUAGUAGGUACUAUAUACCUUCGUCUUCUUUACUCGUAUUUGUUAUGACGUGAUGUGUAUACUUAAUGUGUAAUUAAUUUUCGAAACGAAAAAAACGAAACGAAACGUCUGUUUGGCGGUUAAUUUUAAACAUUAUAUUGGAUACAAAUGAUAGUCGUUCAAUAAUAAUUCUAGUUUAUAUUUUAAAACUGACACUGUAAAUCUUUAAGCGUAUAGCAAAUCUCUUAAAUUUCCUCUUACGCUUUAUGUAGAUGAGUUGAAAUAAUUAAUAAGAAAAUAUUGUAAAAUAAGAAAAAAAAUAAAAUCAUUAUAUAUUGCUUGAUUUUUUUUUUGGGGGGGGGAGGGGGGGGUAAGAAGGCUCUACAAUUUCAGAUUGGAAAGUUUCAGUUUGUCAUCUUGUCCACUAGUGGCACUACUGAAAAUACCGUCAAAUUGCUAAAUAGAAGGGAUAAUAUUUUUAUAUACUUUGAAGUACCUGUACAAAUUACAUGUUAAAAAUAAAAUAAAAGGUUGAUACUGCUGAUGAGUGUGCUACUGUUUUAGUAGGAAAGUUGAAAGAGAGGAUAUAAUACAGAGUAAUUUGAUUCAUGUUUGUAGGCAAUGAUAAUUUUUUGCUAAUGAGCAGAGUAUUAUUAGUCGUAUUUUUCCAUUGUUGCCAAAGUAACCCGAAAAUUAACAAAACAUUGCCAUUUUCUUCCUAAUUAUUGAGAAAACUAAAAAGGGUAAAUCAAAAAUAUGGUUUCCUUAAUGCACCAAAUAUAAUAAAAAUGCCACCGUACCUAUAACGGUUUUGAUUGGAGUAAGAUUUCUGGUAGAAAAGUUAUUUACAGAUACAAUAAAAAAUAAAAUAAAAAAAUACCAUAAUAUAGUAAAACUAAAAAGUUCCUCGUUUCGCUAUAAUUUAAAAUUAUCGCAACAACUGCGUGAAUCUAAUUUCGAAUUUAGUUAUAAUUAGUAGCUAUCCAAAAAAAACAAUAUUAUAUCGAUAAUAAUUAUUACGAUAUUAUUGUUAUUUGUGUUUCCGUAAUAGAAUAUCGUGGACAUCGAUGCGAAACGCUAUUGUCUUUGCACAUUGCACUAUUAUAUAUUAUUAGACCAACGGCGAUGUAAACGUAUAGUACAUAACUGUGCCUUUCUCCAGAUCAAUAUAUUAUUAUUCUUACAACAGGUCAAACUCCAUAAGUUACUAUCGCAAUGGCCAUUAGCCCCAUUCUUAAUAGCAGUGUACAGUACACUUACGCGUAUUAGUCGUAUAUAGUAAAUAUUGUAUUCCACUGAAUUCACAGUUAUCACUUUCUCGACAGUUCAAUUUUUGUUAUACUCGAUGAUACGGUCGCUUUGUUAUUAUUAUUUCAUAACAAAAAACAGUUGGAUAUUUCGUUUACGUUAUACCAUAUACUUAUGUUUGUUUUAAUAUUUACGCUUGGAAAUAUUUUCCAGAACGGUUCUGUGGUGCCCGCCGAGAGGCAUUCUGUUCCGCCGCCUCCGCCACCCAGGUCCGACGCGAUCAAACAACAGCAGCUUCAACAGGCCUGCAGCAUCAACAACAACACGAUCGUUACCAUAUCGUCCAAGAAACCCACUCCAGAACAGGAGGAGAUCAUCAAGAAGUACCAGGUAAAUUUUGUACGAGUUUCCACCAUUCGUGUCAAACCCACUCGAGGAGUGUAAAUAAGUGCGCGUAUGAGACGCAUACGAAGCGACGACAUGUAUACUACGAUAAUGUAUAAUAUAACGACGUGGUCGCGCCUUAAAAGAAACGACCCCGUAUUGUUAUUAUUAUUAUACAUACCUAUUUCAACACGAACAAAUAUCCGAGGGAGAAGGAGGAAAGGAGAAGGGAAACAAUAUUUUUAAAACAAAAACAUUUUUGUUAUUUUAAACCCUGAGUAGUGAGCGUAAUGUGUGUAUCUUAGUUUUACAAAGAUGUGUAUUUUUUUUCCCCCUCGGAAACACAUUUUCGAUCAGUAAAUAUAACCAUCUACGUAGUACGGUAAAAGAUGCGAAAUGUCUGACCGCCGGUAUUUUAUUUGAAAGACGUUUUGACAUUUUCAACAGUUCACCCUCUCUAGGUGCAUUUAUUGCUCGGGCAAAAUUAUGUCGGUGAGUAGAAAUGCUCCAAUUUAUUCGUAUUGGAUUUUAAAUGCCGCGGGUACAUCGUCCGGCGGUGAAUACUUUAUUUGAAAAUAAAAAAAAAAUAAAAAUGUCCAGCCCGUCAACAGUUUUUCCACGGAAUGUAAAAAAUACCUCGACACUUCGGUUUUAUUGUCAUUGAUUUCUGUGUAACCUUGGAUACACCGCGGAAGAAAACCACGACCAAUACAACGUUCCGCUCAGAAUCGUCUUUUGAUCGCGAAUGGUCGCUUUAAGUCCGUAGACUAAAUUUUGUCCUAUACCAUUCACACCUCUCGCCUAUUACUGUGCAGCAGUAACCACGGGGCGGCGCGCGAAGUACGUUCGGUUUUUACAUAAUGUCAGGAGAUAAUCGAAACGAAAAUAACCGAUAUUGUAGUGACUUUGGUUAUGUAAUUUCGUGUUGUCGAAAAUAUAUUGUCAGAUUGUCUUAUCGGUGCAGUACCAGUGCCGUGCCUAAAGUUUUUCGUAUAUUCUUAAAAAAAAAAAAAAAUCGCGGCCCGCGGGAAACGAAUCGUUGACGCCGGUUUUUUUUUUUUUUUGCUUGUGAUUUUUCGAGCGUCUGUAUAGGUAAUUUAAAUGAAUGCGAUUCGGUUUUUUUUUUUCCGGUUUUAUUUUCAGUUAACGACUAAUUUAAUUUAAUUUAUUUUACGUUUUUUUUUCCCCCCGCCGAAUUACCUUGACAAUGAUACUACUACUACUACUACUACUACUACUACUACUACUACUAUUAUUACUACUACUAUGUAUACUCAUCGGUACUCUGUAAAAUUCGCAUUGACGGUUUGUUUCGGAACGAUAGGUACAUAUAGACGAUACGAACGACACGGACAGAUUGAUUAGGUUUUUUUUUUUUUAUUACUAUUAUUGUUAUUUUUUUUUUUUUCAUUUUCGACAACGCCGUGUACGCUGUAUACAACCUAUACACUGCACCGCAACACACAUUGUGUGUGCGUAUACACAACGCACACACCACGGGCUGCAGGUAUAGGUAUACCUCUACCAUAGGUAUCUCUCGCGUGACCUUCGCAUUCCACCGUACAUCUAUAAUACACCAAACCGUUACCGGGGGCUAUAUAAACGAUAUAAUAAUAAUAAUAAUAUUAUAUUAUUAUAUAUUACGAUGAUCGUACGACUGACUAAAAGAAUAAUAAUAAUAAUAAUAAUAAAAAAAAACAGUCUUCUUUAACACCACCACCCAUAUACCCAUAUACGAUAUUGUUGUAUGUACGGUAUUCCUCGGGGAAUUAUGGAUAUUUUUUGGUUUUUUUUUUUUUUUUUUUAUCUUGUCGAAUAGAAAUAUAACGUCCUUAUUGUUGAAAACAAUCGUCUCUAUUUCGCAGAAGACGCAUUGCACGUUAUAAAUUAUUUCGACGUACCGAAAUAUAAUAAAUAAUAUUACGCAGUAUUCAAGGGCGAGAAUUUUUUUUUGAAUAUGUUAUGACAGGGGCGUGGGGGUCGGGGGGAAAAAAUGUGUUUCCUUCAAAUGUAUUAUAAUAUGGGCACCGAAUAUAUAGGCGUAUUAAAUCAAUAAUUCAUGAUAAUAGUUCAAUACUUACUUACAUAUAUGUCUAAGCAACGAAACGGUCUUGGAAAAUAAAUUAACAGGAUUGAGAAUAAUUAUUCUUAUUCGGUAUUUUGAGUUAAAUUUCGAUAAAUUUUGCUCUUUGUCAUUUCAUUUUUACCAUUUAUAUAGUAAAUACUAUUAUACUUGCGAUUGUCGAGUUUUCUUUGGCUCCCGGAGGGACGGACAACACGUCGAGAAAAAAACACGUAAAGCGACCAAAAGUCCAGAUAAAAGUGCGAGGUUCCGGUAGAUUGACGGAUUAAAUUUGGUUUUUUUAUUUGUCUAGUUUUUGAUCGAGGUUUUUCUUGAUUAAAAAAAAAUAAUAAUAACGUUAAAAUUUUAAGUAAAUCGUAGAAAACGUAGAAAAAUAUUGUUCCUGGUCAAUUUCGUUUGAUUUCUAAUACAAGUAAAUCAAAUUUUUAAAAUGCAUACACCAAUAACGCACUACCUACACAUAAAUAGGUAAUUUUGAAAAUACGCACACUUACGUCGUUUAGACCGACAAAUAAAAGGAAACAAAUCGCAUGCGAACAGUAUAAAAAAGUUGAUAAAAAUGUACCCAAGUCAUCGGACGAUUUUAUAAUUACUAACAAAAUAUAAUUCAGUCUUACGGUUGGGCAUAUUCUGUUGUGGUCUGCUGAAAUCCACUCGAUGUAGCUGGUAUUCGUGUCUACAAUGGUAUCCUUACAAUAGAGCGAAAGCAAAAGAGCGAACGCAAAUGAGCGAAAAAUCCAUCAUUUUGUACAGUUUUGUACAAACAUUUCGUGAUUUUUUUUCAAUUUUCGUCUACUAAAUAUAAUAGUGUGUGCGCCGAAAGUUUAAUAUAUUAUAUUAUGUAGGGAAACGUUUUAAGAAUUUUGUUAUAAGUGAAUUAUUUUUGGAUCCAAUUCGUGAUUACGAACGGGAUUACGGGCAGUAUAAUACGUACAACGGAAACGAAUGCCUUGAAAGAAAUCUGAAUUUGGAGGAAAUUACAUGCGAGUGGUCUCGAUCCGGCAGGAUAACUAUAUGAGAAAAAAAAGAAGUACAGGGUUUCGACUGAACGGAUUCGAAGAUUAGUAAAUAUGUACGACAAAAAUAAUAAUUUUUAUCGUUUAUUUUCAAUAGAUCUUUAUUGUUUCCAUUUAUUUCAUUUAUUAAAAUUGUACUCAACAUGUUGUGUGCGAUUUUUUAUUUUCACUAUUUUGGAGGUGAACCGUCUAAAAUGUUUUACUUUCGGGACGUUCUUUUACAGUUACCUAGUACUUUGUAUAUGUACAGUUUGUACAUAUACAAAUAAGUAACGAAUCUCACGAAUUUCGUAUUGUUAUUAUAUUUUUGCCGAACGUGGGAAACGCGCGAUCCACCGUGGUCGAUGAUGGUUUCUCCCUUACGGUUAUAAUAUUAUACACUCGCGCAAUAUUACAGUGAUCCAUACGGUUUCAUUAUUAGACGGAUAUAAUGUAGAACUGUACCGCGUAUAUUCUUUUUUUAUUAUUGUGUAAUUUCGGGUAUUACGGUCAACGAACCGCGGUAUACGCGAAUUUGUUUAAAUUUUCGCGACAACCCGUCAUCGCGAGAAAAAAUGGAGGGAAAAACGAAAUGCAUUACAUAUUUUGUCUGACGAUGUAAUAAUAAUAAUAAUAAUUCCGAUGCACAAGAACUGUCGGCGUGUGACCACGCCGGCAAACGCAUACUCGGUAUACGACUGUGCGUAUUGAUAUUCGACCGAUCGAAUUUCUUCCGAGGGAAAAUAUUUCAUUACUUCGUUCCUUAUCAUUUAUUUCGCGCGAGUUCCAUAUAAUACACCGUUUUUUUUUCUUUCUUAUUUUGCAACUCGCGCAGAAAUAAAUAACAUCCCAGGUGAAAUAUAAGAUGCUUUGCGAAAGAAGUAUUUCGAUAGAAGCAUUUUUCCCCCGCCUCUAGCUGUUGAAUCGCUACAACCGCUGCGUACUUACGUACGCAGUAUACACGCAUUAUUUGUCUCGUGUGUCGUCCGUAAAUCAUACGAAAAUACGAUUUCAAAAAAAAGACGUUUCGUGUUUUACGUUAUUAUUAUUAUUUUUUUUAGAACGGUUUAUAUACGCGCGAAGAAUGCAAGCGUUUCAAUAAUGUAUGGAUUAUCCAGAUGACUUAGUAUUGAAUAGAGAGAGGGAGAUAGAGAAAGAGAGAGUGACCCGCGGGGACUAAAGAUUAAAAGGGGACUUUUGUUGCGAGAUUUCGUAGCAGGUGCACUUGUAUAAUAUUAUGCAGGUGCGUUUACUUACAAACGUUUUCAUUUUUUUUUUUCACACGCCCCAUAGUAAAUAAACAAAUAAUAUCCCCCGGUUUGCCUGUACGGUUGUACGUAUACAACAAGUACGCGGCGUGUAUAAAAAAAAAAUCGUCUGUUUUCAAAAACAAUUCCAAACGUAAUUUAACGAUCGUAACGCUCAUAUUAUAUUGCAGAUGUGUAUUAUAGGUAUUAUCGGUCAAUGGUAAACAUAAUUUUCAUUUUCCCUGUCGGUGUCCGAAUAUUCUGUCAAUGUUUUUUUAAUUUUUUUUUAUUGACCGUCUCGAUUGUAGAAAAAAAAAAUUAUCAAAACAAAAACAUCAUGUACAUGGCGCGUAGUGUGUACAAAACAUCUGAACAGUUGGUAGUUUACGCGUACUGUACUGCAGUAUAUUAUCAUUGUUUCCAUUUGCAAUACAUUUUGCUAUUACUUGAGAUUACACGUACUCAAAGAGAUAAAAAAAAAAAUUAUUUUAAUGGGUUUUCGUUCAUUACGGUUUCGGUCGUACAUCUGAGCGAUCGCGUGUGUGCGCCUUCCGAGAAAACAGUUGACGAUGGCUCGUAUGGGAUUGGUAACUAUAACCGCAUUAUUAAUUAUUAUUUUACGGAUUCUCUCUUUUUUUUUUUUUUAUCUUAUAUAUUUAUAAUUUCUUAUUACAAGGCAAUAAUAUUAUUGUUGGGUUUCCGAUAUUUUAUCGCACGUCGCAAAAUAUUAGUUUAAAAAAUGUUCUAUUAAAAAAUAAUAACAAUAUAAAAAAAAAAAAAAAAAAAAAAAAAAAAAAAAACAAUUCCGCAAAGAAUAUAUAAUAAUUGAACGGCCAGACUACAGAGGCUAUCGGUUUUUUUAAACGUUCAAAUUUUUCUCGCGAGUCCCGGACGGAAUUCAAUACGGCAUAUGAUGAAUCGACAAAAUAUGCCGGAAGGGCGCUCGUUCGACUUUUUAAGAAAGUCCAAAGGAGGACUCGUCGAGCGCUUAGAAUUGUACAAUAUUUCGCGUGAUCGCGGAAACGCAUAUAGACGACAUUUACCUAUACGGGGCUGUAAUAACAUCGGUUAUUAACGGGCGAUUUUUUUUCAAAUAUUAAAUAAUACGUUUUUUUUUUUUUUUUUCUUUGAAAAACGUUGAAAUUCGAACGCGCGCCCCUUCUGCGUUUGGCGAUUCGCGUGUCGAAAUAUUCUGUGUCCGGCCGUUUGUAUAAAAUAAUACAUAAUCGCGAUCGAAUUUCGUCAUAACCGCCGCGCUCCCUCUACCGAAAAUAGUAUUUUUGUCGCAACACGGGGACGUUUUCGACGUUUAUAGGCGAUUAACGAUAUAAUCGCGUACAUCGGUCGUCAAAAACACAAAAAAAAAAAAUAAACGUCCGAGUAGAAAAUUCGACGCGUUGCCAUGCGUAUGUUGUUUUCCCGGGUCUGUUCCCGUGUCGCAUGAUAAUAAUUAUUUGAAUUUUACACGCGAGGGACGGAAAUAAUAUUAUUACAAUAACUAGGGCCCGGAAUUAUAUGUGCACCAAAAACAUCCGAAAUACGCGUGCAUUUAUAUGCGCUGAUUAUCGUUAAAGUGUGCACUCAAAAUAUGCAAACAAAAAUGAUGACAACAACUUACUAGUCCCCACCGAAUUAUCUUUAUCUAGAAGAGAUUAGAUAAUAGUAUAAGAAAACAAAUUCCUUAUUACAAGAACCGUAUAGGUACACCAACGAACAAUAGUAAUACAAAUGUGUUUGAAACACUUGGGUAUUCGACUGCGCUGCUAUAACGCGAUGGAAAAUCGUAAAAUACAGAAAUAUGUUGGGCACAUCGAAAUAUCACAAAAUACGCAAAUUAAAACUUUGUAUUUCGGAUCUACACACGGACUAUGGUUUAAACUUGUAGCUUAUCCAGAGUUACUUUUUGGACUAUUAUAAAAAAAAAAAAAAUAAUUAUAAAAAAAAACCACGAUAUCGUAUUGCGCCUACUACGCCGAGCUUACAAUGGAUAUACGACGACAUUAUUAAAUCGCAGACUGUUUCCACACGGCCAGGUAUACACUCGUGUAAUAUGUAGGCACGUUACCGGGGCGUCGCGUAGGCGUGCGGCCGCGGGAACAAUGAUUUCUAUUCAUUUUCCAGUCGACCCGAUUGAAUAUUAAAAAAAUAAAAAUAAUAAUAAAAAAAAACCACGAUAUCGUAUUGCGCCUACUACGCCGAGCUUACAAUGGAUAUACGACGACGGUAUAAUUUAUAAUUCCAAGAGAAUACCCACCACGUUAUUAUACAAUAUAUUUUUUUACGGUCCGCUCCCGUAAUCUUAUCUGAAACGCGCCGCGCUGACGCGUUCCGUGAUGUAACGAAAACAAUAAUGAUAAUUUCUAUUAUGAUUAUUAUUAUUAUUAUUAUUGGGUAUGACGGAGAAAACGAGCAAUAAAACAAAUGCGUCAUUAUUGUCGCAGCAUUUGUGGAAAUCCGGCGUGGCCGAGCGCCGCGCCGCCGUGUAACGCACCUAGGCGGUAGAAGGUGUCCGCGCUUGUUCGAUUUUGUUCCCGCGGGUUUUCCUAUGCGAACGCCGCGAUCGGUUUCCGGGCGCGACUCUCCCCUUUACGGCCGUUCUACAAACGACACCAGUUUUGGUCGCCGAUGUAUAAGUUUUUUAAUAAUAAUAAAAAAAAAAAAACCCCAAAGUUCCUAUGCACGUUUCAAUCGCGUUUCUUUUCUUUUUGAUAUCCAUACUGUUUACAGUAAUAAUCGAGACGAGUAGGUAUAUGAAUACAAUUUCAAAUAAAACGAAAUUGUCGGAUUCGAAACAUUAUUGGAUCUACUUGUUACGCGUUCGUAUUGCACGACUGAAAUAAACUGAAUAUUUUUCAAUCAUCAUAUUCCGAUGACUAUAGUAAACAUCGAAAUAUUAAAAUACUAAUAACAGUUACCUACAUAAAUACAGAGGAGGUGAUCGCCCCUAUUUCCCCUGCAAUCUUACAUAGGAUUCCGUCCUCGGUGUUUUCAAACCGAAUUACCGAAAAUACGCCAAUUCCGUUGGUGGCGGCAGUGUUGGAUAACGUGCUCGGUGUAAAGUAUUUAAAUACGUUUUAAUUAUUCGAAUACGUAUUUUACAUACUCUAUUUAAGUAUCUGUUAUUUUGGAUGUAAUUUAGAUUCUGAGCGGAUCGAAGAAUGUACUCGUUUUACGACGAUGUUUAUUAUUAUUUUUUUCAUUGUAGAUACCAGAAUUUUUGCUUGGAUUUUGAAUUAUAGCACUUUUUCUAAAAGAAAAUCUGACGGGGGCGGUAUUUUAGGGAAAUUAUUUUUUAAAUUUUUCAGCUGUUUUCAUAAUAAACGGAAAAAAAACCGAGAGAAAUUAUAGUUACUUCUUAAUUACACCAGAUGAUAUAAUGAUAAAAAUGAUUUAAACAAUUAAUAUACUUGUAAUGUAUAAAAUGCUAAAAAAAACUAGUUGAUUUAAAUGACAAGAAAAAAUUGUAUUUUAGAUAUUUUCAAGUAAUUGCAAGUAUAUCCAUAAAUACUAUUUUGUAGCAUCUGUAUUUAUAUUUAAAUACACUUUUUAUUUAGUAUUCAAAUACGUAUUUUAAGUACUUUCAAACAAUAUCAAUCAUUUUUUACAAGACUAGCUGUAAGCUGCUUUUAUUUUAUACCUCAAGAUAUAUCCAUAGUUGGGUAUAUGCAAAUAAUCGAAUACAUUCCAAUAAUUGUCUAUAGUUCGGUAUUAUAGACGGUAAUAAUAUUAUCAUUUCCAGAAUCGUGCGGAACUAUUAUAAGCGUUUAUUGUUAUUUACGGAAGAUUCGUUAUUGAAAAAAGAAUAAAUAAAAAUUGACGCACGUUAUUAUAAUAGGUACAUAAAACAGUUACAAAUAAAAGAAAAAUAAUUUUUCUUCGGUAGUCUACGGAAUUCGUGAUGCGAAUUUCUUUUGCGGCUCAGUGACCUUAUGUCCAAUUUUUUCUAUGACCCUAUAGGUAUACUUAUACCUACGAAUAAAUGUACUUACUUGUACGUAUAAUAACUUUGUCGUUAUUAUUUUUACCAACGGCGAUAUUAUUUUGUGGUCGUCCAAUUAUAGAAAAAAAAAAGGAAAAAAAAAACAUAGAAUAAAUCGAAAAUAUCACUGUUUUGUCGAGAGCGUGCAUUACUCCUCCCAAUAGGAUGUACUGCACGCAGCUUUAUCCGGUUGUCUGCCGGACCGUAAAUAUAACGUCGGAUUUAUAGCUUUUUAACGUGUCAGACUUCAGUAUAAUACUCUAUGCACGUCCGAGUGACACGUGGGUGGCUGUUUCAACGGUUAAAUAGUUUUCAUGUUCUCCAAUAUAAUAUUUAUAUAUAUAGAAAAACCCUCGAUCGACGAUGGUUUCGAAAUUGGUAUAGUUUUAUAAUUACGACGGUUUUCACAUAGAUUAACCCCGUAUAAAUGUGUGUAUUGUUGCCGUAGGACGCGAAACUCAGGAAGCAGAAAGAAGAGGAGGAAAAAGCCGCCCAAUUUCGCAACGGGUCGGUGAGAGGAUCGAAAAAACUCCGGGAACUCGAACACGAACCGCCGGAAUCCGGAAUUGUGAACGAUGGUUUUUUGUCGGAACACGAAGAAGACAAAACUAUUACGCUCGACGAACCUCACGAUCCUUACGAACCGAUAUACAGGGUUGUCGGUAAGUGCAUAUCAUUAUUCUUAUUAAACAGUAUACACGUUUUUCGGGCUUCGCGUAGAAAAAAAAAAAAAGUACAUUUCGAUGCUGGGAAACUGGCAAGGGGUAUCCCCAUUGUGUUCCGGUCGGAAACGGCGUAUAAUGGAAUGCUACGAUGUCGCCAAGCAUUCAGGUCACGUCAUUUUACACAGCCACGAGCACGCCCAGAAUAACGUAACCUGUCACUUGCACUCGUGACGACGAUAAUAUUAUGGCGUUCGGCGUGGCAUAUACACUCACAUAAUAUAAUAUAUACCUGCUCGUAGAUUCAACAUUUCGUUAGUUAUAUUCUACACUUGUUGUAAGCCGUGUCGGUUUUGUUAUAGAAUACGGCGAACUGAUAGCCGCACUCCAGAGGAUACAUUUGCAAUUGAAAAAAAACGGUAUCUACCUUGGCAAUAAGUCCGAUCCGGGCGUAAGUGUGAUCCAAUCUCUGUUAUUAAAUCCGGAAUUCGUCGGGGUAUUGUCCGUACACAAUAAAGUGCAGCAAUUAUGGCCUCCCACCACAACCACGAGGCCGGUGACACUGGAAGCGCAAAACUUGGUCCGAGACGUAAGUAUUACAUUUGUUCAGUUGAAAUAUUAAUAACGUUAAAAUAUUAUUAAAAUUGUUCGUUUUGAAAAACAGUGCGUCGAAAGUAUUCAGAAUAGCGAUUUGACCGAAGCGUCGGAACUCGCUAAAUUGUUGUCCCAGUACGAAAUCGAAGGAGUACUCUGGGCGCACGACACUAUAGCUCAAGACAUACUUCCGCAAGACGAGGCCACCACUGAACUAACGGUCACGUUACCGAUUAACGAUGCGAUGUACAGCACGGAUCAAAAUCAUCCUCCUAAUAUCAUCAUUAUCAACAUUGAAAAAACCAACGAACCGCUGGUAGGUCAAUUGUAUUUUUUUAUUUUUUUAACAUGUAAUACUUUUUUCAUAAUACAAUAUAAACACGAUUAUCAAUUAUAUUUAGGGCGCUACUGUUCGAAACGACGGCGAUGCGGUGAUCAUUGGUCGAAUAGUGAGGGGUGGCGCCGCCGAAAAAAGCGGACUGCUCCACGAAGGAGAUGAAGUAUUAGAGGUGAACGGCGUGGAAAUGCGCGGCAAGUCCAUAAACGACGUCUGUGAUAUCUUGUCAGUAAUGACCGGACCUCUAACGUUUAUGAUCGUGCCGAGCGCUAAUCGCGUUUCGUAUCAGAACGUAAACGGAAGUAGGGAAAAUCUCAUUGUAAGUUAUAGUAUUUUGCUUGAAAUACAACUUAACUUUUAUCUAGGGCUGUACAUUUUUUUAGUCGAUUGUAGAAGUCGGAUUCUUGAACACAAAGUUUGAAUCAUUUAAAAACGAAUUCAAAUUGAGAGUUUUUAUUUUUUCACGUUUUAAAUUUGUUAGGUCAUUUUUUACCUAUUAAAUACAUUUAUCCUUUUUGGUUCAUUUUAUGCUAUUUUUAUCUAACUUUAGAUUCUGAGUGGAGCAAAAAAGCUUAUAGUUGUACAAAGAUGUUUAUUUUUUUUUUCUGUUAACAAUUUUUCUACCAGCAAUUUUCGUUAUUCACUUUUCACGAAUGGUAAAUUUAUUGAUUAUAAUUUAUUGUUUAUUAAAAACAAUUGUUUUACAUUGAAUCAUAAACUAUUGACUAUAACUAAAAAAACUAAAUGAGUAGAAAAAAAAAACUCAAAUUUCAAAUGCUAAUAGUUUAUUUGUUUUUUUUAUUUGGUUAGGGUUUUUAGACACUGGUUUCAACUUAUCCAUUGACUAUCCAAAUAAUAUCCAACUCAAUAAAAAGCACAUUAUUUAUUGUUCAAAAGUUUAAAUUUUAAUACAUAGUCAUAGUCAUAAAAUAAUUAUAAUAUAAGGUCCAUAUUUCUUUUUUUCGUGGCAGUAAACAUAUUAAUUAUGAAUAUUUAGUAAAGCCAAUCCAACUAAACGGUCUUAUCUCAUAUUCGACUGCAACUAAGUUUUUAACCUAAUUUGAAAAAGCAAAGCGUAACAAAAUAAUAAAACUAUCAUGCAUAAGCAAAUAAUCAAGUCACUAUUUGAAGAUAAGUGUAAAAUUGGCCAGUUAUAGCAGAUAAGAAAAUUAUAUUAUGAAUUAUUAAUUCAAAUUAUACUUAAACAGAACAUGGUACCCAUUGAUGUUGGAAACUGUUUCUAUUGUAGUUACAAAAUUGAUUACCUUAUUUUAUGGAAAUGCAUGAUAGGCGAGUAUGUCCUAAUCAUGAAUUAAGAUUUACUUACUAAGAUAUAACUAAGGUAUAUCUUAAUUCAUGGCUCUAAUCAUAAUACUCAUAAUAAUAGUAACUUAUAGUUACAGCUUCUGCAAAACAGUGAAAAAAGGGUCUCGGGGGGAUGCCCCCAUUACCCUCCCCCCAAAUACGCCACUUUUAACUGUGGCGAUGCUAAGCAUACAUUGUAGCUACAAUACACAUAAUAUUAUUACUUAUGCGAUUUGAUUCUGUUUAUGUAUUGUUCAAGAAGUUUUAAGUUGUAUUUUUACAACCGUUAUGAAUGCGCAUUAGUUUUUUUUGAAACACCAUCGAUAAUUCUGUAUUUUAUAUCGUUGACCAAUAUUAAUACCUAUAAAUAUUGAAAUAUUCACUUCAUUUCAAACAUAAAUAAAAUUAAUGUAAUCUUGUUAUGAUGCUUAAAUAUUAUUGUAUUGUUUUAUUAAAGAUGCACAUGAAGGCUCAUUUCGAUUAUGAUCCAGAGGAUGAUGGUUACAUUCCGUGCAGAGAGUUAGGUAUUAGUUUUCAGAAAGGCGAUAUUUUACAUGUAAUAUCUCAAGAAGACGCUAACUGGUGGCAGGCGUUUAGAGAGGGCGAAGAAGAUCAAACGUUAGCAGGUCUUAUACCUAGCAAGUCCUUCCAACAUCAGCGCGAAGCCUUAAAACAAACUAUAACCGGCGACAAGCCUAGUAAAGAUAAACCUAAAAAACAAAAUACGUUCCUUUGUGGCAAAAAAAAUCUUAAAAAAAGGAAAAAGAAGUCACUGUAUCAAGACGGAGGUUAUCCUAUUUACUCUUCUUCUACCUCUGACGGUAAAUACCAAUUAUUGUUCAUUUAGUACCUAGAUUAUUGAAAUAAAUACAACUCUAUAACUACAAUCUAUAAUAAUAUUUUAUAGAAUAUGAAAUUGAAGAAAUAUUAACUUACGAAGAAGUGGCUUUAUAUUACCCACGGGCAAAUCAUAGGAGGCCAAUCGUAUUAAUUGGUCCGCCCAAUAUUGGCCGACACGAGCUCAGACAAAGACUUAUGGAAGACCGGGAUAGAUUCGCAGCUGCCAUUCCUCGUAAGUUUGAAUUAUAGUUAUAAUGAUUGAAUAUAAUAUAAAAUACUGGAUUAGGUAUAUUUCUUAAAUUUGCAUUAUGUUAUUUGUAGAUACCAGCCGAGCGAGAAAAGAAGGCGAAGUAGAUGGCCAAGACUAUCAUUUCAUCACAAGGGUUCAAUUUGAAUCAGAUAUUUUGUCAAGAAAGUUUGUUGAACAUGGCGAAUAUGAGAAGGCCUAUUAUGGUAUAAUAUAAAAUAAUAAAAGUCCUUUAAAAAUAAUAUGAAUAUAUAUAUAUUUUUUAAAUGUGCAGGCACGUCAUUAGAUGCCAUUAGGUCAGUGGUUAACUACAGCAAAAUAUGUGUAUUAAACCUUCAUCCACAGUCAUUAAAAAUCCUCAGGACAUCUGAUUUGAAACCCUUUGUCGUUUUUGUGGCACCUCCAUCCCUAGAAAAACUACGUCAGAAGAGACUGAAAAAUGGCGAACCUUACAAAGUAAAUAUUACUGUUCAAUAUUUUUUAUAUCUGUUAUUUUAAUGUAAACGACAUUGUUUUCGACAUUUUAUUUUGUUAUCAGGAAGAAGAACUGAAAGAGAUUAUAGAAAAGGCUAGAGAAAUGGAAGAUAAAUUUGGUCAUUAUUUCGAUAUGAUUAUCAUUAAUAACGACACCGAGAGAGCGUAUCACCAGCUAUUAAAUGAAAUCAACAGUUUAGAAAGAGAACCGCAAUGGGUGCCGGCCACUUGGGUAAAAACCUCAUCAUAG